Messenger RNA from Pelobates cultripes (western spadefoot toad), 47550 nucleotides. Lineage: Eukaryota; Metazoa; Chordata; Amphibia; Anura; Pelobatidae. The record is from the annotation of a GenBank genome assembly.
AUGGCCCAGAUGGACGCUAUGCCCAUCAGAUGCCCACAACUCUGUGGGGCCUCAUAUGGAUUCAUGUGGGAAUGUAGCCCUACCACUGAAAUUGGUAUGUCUAGUGGUGAAAAGGCACAGGCUUAUAUACCAGCCUGGGCGUGGAGAGCAGGGUGUGGGUUGUCCCCAAUAUUGCCUCCUGUUGUGGAUGAUCUCUGUGUGUGGCUCAGAGGUGAUGGGACAUCCUACAUUUACCUACAUAAACAAACAUCCGGAUCCCAACUGAACCAAGCCAGUGGUAUCGGAUGAAAUCUGGACACUGACUAUAUUUGAAACCUGCUAGGAUCUCCUCUAGCUUUCGUUUAUUGUUUUUAUUUUUGAUUCAUUAAAUCUGCUGCCCACUAUCCUGAUUACCGUCCGGAUACCUUGCCUCUAGCUAUCUAAUAUAUGUAAUAAUAUCCAUUUAAUAUUUGUUGACAGUUUAAUACAUCUUGAUUGCUAUCUGUUGGUCUUUUCUAAGUUUGCCUUCACAGACAGUCACUCAUGUUGUGUUUUUUUUCCUCAUUAUUUACAAAUGUAGUCAGCUAUCAUGACAAGCACACUAUUUUUUGCUCCUAUCCUGACUCACACUCAUUUCAUGCAUUAUAUAAUAUAAAAUGUGCAGUAUCCUCGACAUUUACGUUACCUCCAUACACCCUUUAUUGUCAUACAUACGCUUGUUUAAAUGUCUAUACUUGAUUGCUUGUAUUACUCUGCACACCAAAAUAAAGGAUGUAAAAAAACAAACAAUAAUAUUGUAGAAUAUCCUAAAUAAAGUAUGACAUGUCUUAAUCCAAACUCACAUGUAGUAGAGCCAAAAAUACACAAAAUGAGCAUUUAGUAAUUAUUAACAAUUGCCCACUAAUAUAGGGAAAGCUUUAAAAUAUCAACUUGAUGCAUAGUGUUUCAGUGAUUGACACCUACUCUUCUUCAUCAUUUUACCAGGGUUUUAAAUGGGAUAAAUGCUGAAUAUGCUCAAAUGUGUGGUAAAAUCACAUAAACUUUACUAUUAAAUAUUCACAUUAAAAUCAAUACUUCACUGGCGUAUAUAAUAUCCAUGACACAUUUCACUAAUAGCUUCUGCAGUCCAAAUCAGCAUGUUACCUCUAGCUAUACAAAUAUCUUCAUUGAUUUCCACAUGUACCUACCUUUUUCCUCCUCUUAUAAUGACAUAGAGUCAAUAGCGUUUCAGUACAUGGCUACAUCAGUUCUGAUACAAAUGCUGGAUGUCGUCAUAUGUUUAUGAGUGGCAUUCCAAUUCUGAUUAAGUGAACGGAAAACCAAAUUUAUUGUUCAUUUUUCCAUUCUUCAGUAUACAGGGAGUGCAGAAUUAUUAGGCAAAUGAGUAUUUUGACCACAUCAUCCUCUUUAUGCAUGUUGUCUUACUCCAAGCUGUAUAGGCUCGAAAGCCUACUACCAAUUAAGCAUAUUAGGUGAUGUGCAUCUGUAAUGAGAAGGGGUGUGGUCUAAUGACAUCAACACCCUAUAUCAGGUGUGCAUAAUUAUUAGGCAACUUCCUUUCCUUUGGCAAAAAUGGGUCAAAAGAAGGACUUGACAGGCUCAGAAAAGUCAAAAAUAGUGAGAUAUCUUGCAGAGGGAUGCAGCACUCUUAAAAUUGCAAAGCUUCUGAAGCGUGAUCAUCGAACAAUCAAGCGUUUCACUCAAAAUAGUCAACAGGGUCGCAAGAAGCGUGUGGAAAAACCAAGGCGCAAAAUAACUGCCCAUGAACUGAGAAAAGUCAAGCGUGCAGCUGCCACGAUGCCACAUGCCACCAGUUUGGCCAUAUUUCAGAGCUGCAACAUCACUGGAGUGCCCAAAAGCACAAGGUGUGCAAUACUCAGAAACAUGGCCAAGGUAAGAAAGGCUGAAAGACGACCACCACUGAACAAGACACACAAGCUGAAACGUCAAGACUGGGCCAAGAAAUAUCUCAAGACUGAUUUUUCUAAGGUUUUGGACUGAUGAAAUGAGAGUGAGUCUUGAUGGGCCAGAUGGAUGGGCCCGUGGCUGGAUUAGUGAUAAAGAACGAAACUCCAGUCUGACUCCAGGCGCCAGCAAGAGAGACGGAAGUGGAAGUACUGGUUUGGGCUGAGGUAUCAUCAAAGAUGGAGUCAAGCUCAACUCCCAGUCCUACUGCCAGUUCCUGGAAGACACCUUCUUCAAGCAGGAAGAAGUCUGCAUCCUUCAAGAAAAACAUGAUUUUCAUGCAGGACAAUGCUCCAUCACACGCGUCCAAGUACUCCACAGCGUGACUGGCAAGAAAGGGUAUAAAAGAAGAAAAUCUAAUGACAUGGCCUCCUUGUUCACCUGAUCUGAACCCCAUUGAGAACCUGUUGUCCAUCAUCAAAUGUGAGAUUUACAAGGAGGGAAAACAGUACACCUCUCUGAACAGUGUCUGGGAGGUUGUGGUUGCUGCUGCACGCAAUGUUGAUGGUGAACAGAUCAAAACACUGACAGAAUCCAUGCAUGGCAGGCUUUUGAGUGUCCUUGCAAAGAAAGGUGGCUAUAUUGGUCACUGAUUUGUUUUUGUUUGUUUUUGAAUGUCAGAAAUGUAUAUUUGUGAAUGUUGAGAUGUUAUAUUGGUUUCACUGGUAAUAAUAAAUAAUUGAAAUGGGUAUAUAUUUGUUUUUUGUUAAGUUGCCUAAUAAUUAUGCACAGUAAUAGUCACCUGCACACACAUAUAUCCCCCUAACAUAGCUAUAACUAAAAACAAACUAAAAACUACUUCCAAAAAUAUUCAGCUUUGAUAUUAAUGAAUUUUUUGGGUUCAUUGAGAACAUGGUUGUUGUUCAAUAAUAAAAUUAAUCCUCAAAAAUACAACUUGCCUAAUAAUUCUGCACUCCCUGUACAAAUGCACACACUUUUGUAUUUUGAACACAUCCCAAGCACAAUGUCAAUUUCUGGAAAAAUUAGUCAGAUGAACCAACAAUAAAUAAUAAUAAAAUUGUUCAAAGUACAAAAGUACACUAUGAUUGUAUCUAUUGUUGAUUCAAUUGUUGAUAAACUUGUUACUAUUAAAGGGGCACUAUAGGCACCGAGCCCACUUCAGCUCAUUACAGUGCAGUGUCCCAGACCACUUCACCCUGCAAUUGUAAUUAUUGCAGUUUUUAAUAAAAUGCAAUAAUUACCUGCCUGGGUUAACUCCAUAACUAGAGGGAUUUCUUGGUCAUUAGGUGACUUUUGGUCACCUGACACUGGAUGUCUUCAUGCUAUGCAUUAUACAAUCGCCACACAUCACUGCGCAUGUGCAUUAGGUCCUCCCCGCCGACUGACGUUGGCAUUGGAGGAGCACCGUGGGACAUCUGAACUGGAAAUAGGUAAGUGACAAGUUUUUGACCCCUUGUACACCACGGGGGUGGGGCAGGGCAAGUUAGGGGGGGGCACUAUAGGGCACUUUAACUGAUAAAGAAAACUAUUUUUAGAGUCAGGAAGCUGAAAAAUAUCCAGCAAAUAUAAAACUGAAAAUUGUAGGCUAAUUGAUUAUCAUAGCAAAUAGUGUUUUUCUUUUUCAACUUUAAAAUGUUCUGUCUUAUGUAAUAUGUAAAAUACUGACAUGCUGUUAGAACAGAUCUGGUCACAUGAUUGCAGAGCUCUCUAGGAAGAACCAUGAAAUGCAGGUACCUGCAAGUAUACAAACAGCAGUCACAUACAAGUAUAGAGCUGUGUCAUACAUAAUAAAGGAUACAAUAGCUAUACAUUUUACUUAGUGGCAGAAAGAAAACAGCUCAGCAUUGUACAUGGUAUAUAAAGGCCCCUCAUCCUGUGUAACCACACAGCUUGCUUGAACAGAUUACCGCAACAUUGAAAAUGGGAAAGGUAAGGUCAUUUGAAAGCAAUCUAAACUGAUAUCAGCUAAACUCACUUUUAAAUAAAUUGUUGUACUUGAUAAACUGACACUGGAACUUAGGCGAGAAAAUUAAACUCCUCUGCAAUUACUGCCUGUAAAAGUUGAUAGGGCGCAGUUUUUUGUUUUUUUUGCAUUCUAAAAUACGUCCACUUUUUUUCUCCACUUUUUUUCCUACUCAUUCAGUCUGUGUGACCAGUCUUUGAGUGUGUAAUAAAAAAUGCCCUAUUAGCAUUUUAAAUGGACACAAUAGUCACCAGAGCAACUACAGAUUAAUUCAUUAAUUACAUUAGUGCCUAGUAACACUUCUAGUGGCUAUCGCUCAGAUGGCCACUAGAGGUGCUUCCUAGUCCAGUACUGCACAGCGAGCAGCACUGGCAUUGUGCACCUUCUCACACUUCAUGUAAACGGUGAGCAUUCCCCUAAGAUUCAAUGAAACUCUAUGGGGAGAUGCUGAUUGGUGUAACAUGUGAUGUGGGCUGAUUUUGUGUGAUUAAUGGUACUGUAAAUAUAAAAAAUUACAUCAAGCAUAUACUUGAGCUAAGAAACGACCUUUCCAGGAUAGUAUAUGAUAAUCAUGUUGCUGCGGUGUGCAAAACAAUUUUCAGUAAAAUAUUAUACUGUAAAUCUGUUGGGCCAAUUAAGGAAAGUUGUUUAAUCAGACAUGGAACCAAGGAAUAAAAAUACAAUUGACAGAAGCAAAAUAGUACAAUACCUGAUGAACUAAAACACUUGUCUCACUUCAGGUAACACUGUUGUUAGGCUGUAAUUGUGAGAAAAGGUUUCCCAACUGAGAACAAACUGAAAUGGCAAGAUGUUAUGAAAUACACUUUGUUUUCUUAACUUUAUUGUGUUUUUCUGUGUAUGACUUCUUCAUGUUAUUAUUCCUCAAACCUCAGAAAUACAAACUUUACAAUAUUGUAGCCAUUUUUCCACUGCUCUAGACUAAUAGGUGCCGUCUCCCAUAUUUAGGCAUGCCUAAAUGUGCUUUCUAAUCUUAUUCCAUGGACAACAUUGGGCCAAGCCUAACCACCACAUGAACAAGCAUUGGACUUGUCAAACAAAAUUUCAAUUUCGGAAUUCUUUUUUUUUCCUAAACCAAAGAAUCACGCCAUGCACACGUCUAAUGGCAAUUUAAACAAUUAAAAAGCAAACUCGGCACUGCAAUAUAAGGAUAAACUGUCUGAAUAUAAUGAAAAUGUAAAAAACAAACAAACAAGGAAACAAAACCAAAUAUCCAAACUUAUUGUAUGCUCCCUUCAACAUUUUCUAUGAAGAUCACAACUUUCAGGGCCACAAUUAUGAAUGUAGCUCAGAAUUGGCAUUGCAAAAAGGGUUCAUAUUGUGUAGCCAGUAAGCUAAUCAAUAGUUUAGCCAUUUUGCAUUGCCGUACACUAAUAGGUGUCUUAUUUCCAAUAUUUUAGCAUGCCCAAUUGUUUUUUCAAAUCUUAUUCGAUGGACAACAUUCAUCCAAGCCCAACCAACACAUGAACAAGCAUGCAUGGGCCUUGUUGAACAAAGUUUAAAUGUCAAUUAUUUUUUUAUCUAAUCAAUGCGAUGCCAUCUUCAAUCAUUAGAAAUCAAACUAGACACUGUAAUACAAGAGUACGUUAUCAGUAUAUCAUUUUUAAUUUAACAAAACCAAAUAUUCAAACUUACUGUAUGUUUUCUUCAACAGAUUAUUUUCUAUGAAGAUCACAAUUUUCAGGGCCACCAUUAUGAAUGCAGCUCUGAGUGUUCAGAUUUGACCAAAUAUUUUCAGCGUUGCAAUUCCAUCCGAGUGGAAAAUGGAAACUGGAUCCUGUAUGAGAACCCUAACCAUAGAGGACACCAGUAUUACCUUAGGAGGGGAGAAUAUCCUGAUUUCAAUCAAUGGAUGGGGUUCAAUGACUCUAUCAGAUCAUGCCGUAUUAGCCCACAGGUAUAAACAUUUUAUAAAAAACUGCUUUACAUCUAAACCCUUUGAAAAACAUGUGUUAUUACAACCAUAAACAAUUGUAUAUAAAGAAUGAAAGGUACACAUCGAAAUUCAUUUUACAUAUACAUUUAUGUUGGAAAAUGUAUAUUUUUCUUUAGUAUAACAUUAUUAUAAUAACAUUAUUACAAAUUUAAUACAGUAUACCUUAAAUCAAAAAGUAUAUAUUAAACUAUGAAAAUCACUUGAGACAGUAUCAGGAUAACAAGACCCUCACAUGAUUAUUCACUAGACACUGGGUUUACCCUAGAUGGUGAAAACGACUUGAUUCCAUCCAGAAUUCAUAUGUGUGCAGGUUAAAAUUGCUGUUUUUGCAUCCAAAGUCUAUCCAAAGUUUAGGUUUCGGAAUAUUCACAAAGUACUAGUUUACUGAAAUUCAGGAACACAUGCAUUAUGUUGCGUCUGGCCAGUACUUGCUUGCCAUUCACCACAAUUUAAUAUUUUCCUUCUAAUAACCAUGAGUGGGAACAGUAGGAUAUUUCACCAUUGUCUUUUAUUAAAUAGCACCCACCCAUGCCCAGGGAAGGGGUUGGAGGGCAGAGGAAGACUAUGUAUUCAUUAUAAUUUUAAAGGCUCCAUUCCAUGGGAUAUGGCCUUUUUAGUGACUGGGUAGUGUCAAUGGCUGCCCAGUCACUAUUUUAAACAUUUAGGUGAUUUGCCUCCACCUGCUGGUGGAGCCAUAUCUCCAUAUACCUCCCUUACAAUAAUAUGGGGAUCUUAUUGAUUCCCAUAGAAACAUUUUUUUUAAAACUAAUGAACAUGGCGGCUGGUUAGCAAGCACUGACCAGCUUCUACAUAAUUAAUCAACACUGCAGAUAGUUAUUUAAAGAACACUAUAGGCACUUAGACCAAUUCAGCUCAAUGUCCUUGUCCCCUUUAGUUUUGCAAUGCAAUCAUUGCAAUUUUAGAGAAACUGCAAUGAUUACCUUGCAGGACUAAUACUGCCUCUAGUGGCUGUCCUUCAGACAGCCACUAGAGGCACUUCCUGCUUGCUAAGUGACUUUUGGAUGAUGUCGAAGGGAGACGGAAUGCCGACCUUGUCGCUGGAAUCGGGUAAGUGUUAAAAGGGUUUUGUAACCCUGGUAGUGCCAGGAGAAGUUGGCUGGAAGGGGGGCAGAGAGGACUAUAGUGUAAGGAAUACAUAUUUGUACACUAGAGAAUCCCUUCUACUGUUUGCUAUCUGUCACUGUAGAGAUUUAUUUCACUGUUUGCUUGCCAGCAGACAAAUAAUUUGGAUUUUUUUUUUUAAAUCCAGGCCAGGAUUUGAUGCGUCUGGGCUCAGAUUUAAAGCAUUUGGAUCCAGUUUUCAUCCUUCUGACAGCUUUCAAUCCAGCUUAAAUCAGUUGCAAAUUCUGGCAAAAUCCAGACAUUGAUAAGCAGUAUAAACAAUGUCUCGAUUUUACAGAUGGCAUGACCCCGUAUGCAGCUGGAUGGUUUCACCAUGUUCAAUAUAGGACCAUUAGGACUUUAGUGAAUAACCAUGCCAGAGUAUGAUUUUGAUAUUUCAAAUGAAAUACUACAUAUUAUUAUACAGCGACUAAUUGUUUAUGAAUUUACUUUCCCUAAAGCACCAUGGUUUAUUCAGAGUGAAGAUCUAUGAUAGAGAAGAUUUCAGAGAUCAUAUGAUGGAGUUCACUGAAGACUGCCCCAAUGUCUAUGACAGAUUCCGUUACAAUGACAUCCACUCCUGCCAGGUACUUGAUGGCUACUGGAUGUUCUAUGAGGAACCUAACUACAGGGGCCGCCAGUAUUACCUGAGACCUGGAGAGUACAGAAGAUAUACUGACUGGGGUACCACCAGCCCCAGAAUUGGCUCAUUCAGAAGAAUCCACCAUGUCUAAUGAAUUGUAUUAAUGAGGCAAUCAAAGUGCAAUUUACAAUAUAUUAAAUUUAUUAGAACAUUAGUAUGUGUUAUUGUGUUUUUACUGUGCUUAUAUCAGCAGUGUUUUAAAGUAUAAUUGGCAUGUAUGAGAAAAUUAGACACUUCUAUUGUCCCUCUUCUUUAGCAAUGUCUCUCCAGUGCCAUCCUUCUCUAAAUUCUCACCAACAUUGCACCUCUUUUUUUUUAGCAGUGUCCCUACAGUGCCUCCCUUCUCAAUCCUUACUUCUAUUACCCAUUCUUCUUUAGUGGUGAUGCCCCAGUGUUCUCUCCCAGUGCCACCUUUUUCUCAAUUAUCAUGUCCAUUGUCUUUCUCUUCUUUAGACGUGCCCCCCAGUGCCAUCCUUCUCUCAUUUCUCACUUCCAUUGCAUCACUAGCAGUGUCUGCCCAGUGUUAUCUCACUGUCCACUACCUUUCCAGGACUGUCGAAAUGUUUAAAAAAUAUGUGUCCAAGGGCACAGAUUGUUAGCUUAAUCUAUUUGUCCGUCAUGGCAAUCUACUUGUCCUAGAAAGUAUGGGGACCCUGUUUAGGCCAGGAUAUUGGCUGUAUUAUUCACCAAACUUUCCCAAAUGAAAUCCAAAGGGAAAAAUUGACACAAAAAUAGCUAAUCUGGAGAAAUUAUCCAACUCAGCUAUAGUCACAACUGGAAAUGUUUGCGAACAUUAGUGUCUCGCCCACUGUCCUCCCCAAUGGUGUGUGUUUGUUUGUUUUUGUGUUUGUGGCAUGUGCCUACUGUGUGUAAUAUGUCUGUGGUGAGGACUUGCUGAAUAUAUAAUGUGUGUCUGUGGUGUGUGCUGGCUAUAUGUAAUGUGUAUGUGGUAUGUGCUGGCUGUAUGUAGCGUGUGGGUGUCUACUUCACCCCCCCCAUUUUUUGCUUUUCUGGAUCUCUGGUGGUUCACUGGUGGGUCCUAUCACUCAGGCAGUCUAGUGGGGAUCCUGGACUCCAGGUGGUCUAGUCAUGGAGCUAAAGGUACAGACUUUACACUCCCAGCUCUUACACUUUCCUUCCUAGGAGCUGCCCAGCAAUUUGCACACUGCAAUUAAUACAAUUCUUAAACUAAACAAUCUUACUGGCUGGAAAGGCUGGCUGGCGUCUUGUGUCACAGGUAAGUAAUGAAGAGGAACAGGGUGCCUCUUGAUGGCACACAGUUCCACAAUUCCCUCCCUCUGUAAUGAUGUCACUCAUCACUACAGAGAAAGCCAACCAGAGCUGUGUGUAGAACUCAUUUUGUGCAGCUCCUAUUACAUUGCUGUAGCCGACAAUAGUGAUAUAGUAAGCUGUUAUGCAUCUGCUUAGAAUAAAGCAGACUAUUUGUUUAUUUUGCAGUUGUAUGAGUGUACUUCGUAAUGUUAGAGAAAUACAUUUCAGUGUUAUAUUUUUGGAGUAUACUGAGUUAAGCGGGUAGAUUCUAAUUCAAUAAACUCUGGGAUUGUAUUUAUUUUUUGCUUUUGUAAUGCAAUAUUACAUUUUAUCUCUUAUCUCUGUGCAAUUCAGGAACUUUGAGUUUAAAUAUAUGGGUCAUACUCUCUGGUGGUUAAGCAGGGAUUAACGCUGCUUAGUGGUCUAGCAGGUGUAAUGAGAGAUUUUCAGGCAGAGGUGACCUGCCCAAUACCCCAAUUGCAUUGUUCUGUACCUCUCCUUGGGCACUAACUUUUUUAUCACUGGUGAAUGUAGACCUCAAUAAUGGCUCCCUCUCACUAGGCACUCAGACUCAAACUAGGGACAUCCAACAGUUGCGCUGGGACUAACUAUAGAGAGAGCUUUGGAAUGCAAGGGAGUCGUUACUGAGGUUUGGACCUCACGCUGCCAGCUCUGAACCCCUGACUAAUUUAAGUUGCCUGUCCUAGGUGUUGGGUAAUGUGAUUAUUAGAAAUGUUUGACAUGGAGCCACCUUCAAGGGGCUCCCAGGGCAUGUGCCAUAUCUGCUAUACCAUAGGUCCACCACUGCUCUAAGAACAAAAAGAAGUGCAAUAGAUUGGUUUAUAUAGGUUCUGGCCUUUUGUUGAUACUUUGUUUUCUCCAUGUUCAUCUCUUUAGUUUUGCUUUAUUAUCUGAAUAGUAUUUAAAGUUGUGCUAAGGACAAAGAGUACAAAUAAUAACAGGACAAUGAUUAGCCAUGGAGGUAAUAGAUGCUAGCAGCUCAUCUUUUAAAUAAGUGCUGAAAACACAACUAAUAAGAAAACUGUAUACAAACUACACAGGGCUAUACUGAAGAGAGCUGCAAACCCUAGCUUUUUUUUUCUUUUAGCUAAACUAAUAAGAUUUGAAGGUGGAGAAAGACACAGUUUAAAAAUGAGGGUAACAUCUAUAAUAUGCACUUUGCACUAUGCCCAUAAAGGAUUUGGUAGCUAUCCAAAGUGUACUGUUUAAUUUGGUGUGUAUAUUAAAUAUAACAAUGUGAUGAAAUUGAGAUAUUUAGGAAUUUAAAUUUUAAAAUGAAUGAAGUUAUAUGUACUUAGUACAAUAUCUAUCACUCUAAUAAAAACAUAAGACCAAAAAGUAGCUGGACUAGGACAAGGUAAAAACAUACAAAAUAUCACAAAAACACAUUGAUUGGUGAUUUAAAGGGACACUUUAGAGACCUACAACUCUUCAGCUUUAUUGUUGAAGAGUGUGCACUCUUUUUUUUCAUUUUACAAAAAGUCCAGAUUUCAAUAGAAAUUGACACCUUUACAAAUAAACCCAGCUACACCCACUGGCUGUCAGUAAGAAGACCAAUCAUGUUAGUUCUAGUAGUUUAGCCUCGUGGAUAGUGAUGUCCCGAAAGGUUCGCUGAACGGUUCGCCACGGAUGGCGAACAUAAACAUAAACUUUGACCCUGUACCUCACAGUCAGCAGACACAUUUCAGCCAAUCAGCAGCAGACCCUCCCUCCCAGACCCGCCCACCUCCUGGACAGCAUCCAUUUUACAUUGACUGUGAAGCUGCAUUCUUAGUGAGCUGUCCAGGAGAUGGGAGGGUCUGGGAGGGAGGGUCUGCUGCUGAAUUUCCUGUUCUAGUCAACCCUUUAGAAAAUAUAUACAAACACCAAAGCACACCUAGUUAAUCACAAUAGCUCUAUGUUCGUCCAGCAAUAUAUUUACCGUGUAUACACACUUGUCUACAGAAACCAUAUGAAGAUAAAAUAAUAUACAUAGAAAUAAAUAAAUUAUAGUUAUGUUCAAAGAUUUACCUACUAGACCAUCAGGUUCUCAAACUCUGUGACUGGCACAAAGGGGUGUGGCAAAAUGUUUCCUGUUUUUGCUGUGAACAUAGCACCAGGAAACAUUUUCUUCCAGCCUUCUGUAGUGUCGGCAGGCUGGAAGAAAGUGACAUCCUGUCACUUCCUCCCAGAUUUGUGCCGAGUGACAGUGCAGGAGGGAGAGGAUGCAGCCACAGAGGCAGCAUGAAGUGAGGGGAGAAUGAAGAGCUGCUCCACACCCCUCACCUCCAAGUAAGCUAACAGAAGGGUGACUGCGGAUAUCAAAAUGAUCACGUGUAUGUGUUUCUGUGUAUGUCACAUUGUUCAUGUGUGUGUGUGUGUGUAUCUGUGUCAAGGUGUGUGCGUGCAUAUGUGUCAAGGUGUGGUAUCUGUGUCAAGGUGUGUGUGUGUCAGGGUGUGCAUCUGUGUGUGUGUGUGUGUAUCUUUGCAUAUGCAUCUGUUUGUCAGGGUGUGCAUCUUUGUUUGUGUGUAUAUUGUCAGUGUGUGCAUAUAUGUGUGUAUUUGUCAGUGUGCGUAUCUGUGUGUCAGGGUGUGUGUGACGGAUCGCCUGGCACCCAGACUGGGUACCUCUGUCAAUUGCUGCUUCCUAGUACUGGCGAGUACCAUAAGCACUGCACUGGAACACCAUAACCCCCGUAAACCCCACGAACCGCUGCAAUUUGGUUGUUCUAUUAUCAUUUUUGAUAAAGCCUUAUAGGUGAAACGCGUUAAUGGUUUUAAAUUGUGUAUUUUAUAACAAUAAAAGUUAUUUUUGGUUACCUUUUUUAUAGGACCAUUCUUUUACUUAUUUUAUUGUAUUUCACACACACUUUUACCAUUAUUAUUCCUGGCAUUUUUUAUUUUUAUUUUUAUUCUUAUUGUAUCCCAUUCCAAGAAAUCCAUAGGUGGGGAUAAUUCCACCAGCGCUGUGGCAAUAGAGCAAUAUUUUCUGCUCUACUCUUGUGAGUAUAUUUUAUUUUAUUUUAUUUAUUUUAUUGUUCUUACCGAGAGCACUAUUUGCUGUUUCUUAUACCUUGUGGAAUACGACGGAACCCAAGCUGGACGGACGGACCUACCCUUCCAGUACAUCCUUUAGUGGGGAUUAUACCACUAAGUGCCCUUCACCCCAGAGCUGGCCCUAGCUCCCUCAAAUGUGAGUGUACAAUCCUCCUUUUUACUUAUUUUUACCCUUGGAGCUACAAUAUUUCACCAUUGGCAGUUUUUUGUGUUUUCUUUUAUCUUCUCAUAUACGGAUUAUCUACAACCCGGACGGAUCAACUCCUGAGGAUUGUACAAAUACCCUAUUCAUAUAUCAGUGAGACUGUUUUUAUUGAUUUUGUUCAACAUUUUCUUAUCAUUUGAUCUUUACUGAACAUCUGGAUGGACUCUGUUUUAUUCAUUAUUUUUAUAUAAUUGCAAUAGAGACUAUUAUACCCAGGUUUUAUCACUUGCUGAUUAUACACUUCAACCAAUUGGUUUCUAUUUUAUGGUACUGUUCUCUGUACAAUAGUGCAGCCCUUAACUCCUCUUUUUUUUACACCUUUUUGGAGACACAUGAUAUCAUCACGUAAAUGUUGUUCAAGCUAUAUAGUGCCUCAGUGGCCAAACACUAUAUUGCCAAUCAAGAAUACUAUGUUCGAGCAGUGGAAGGCACUAGCAGACAAAAGGAGUGUAAAAGCAAAUUACAAUAUUGGAAAAAUAUAAAUGGUGCCAAAAACAUGCAUAAAAAUAACAGAUAGCGUACCUAGUAUGUAGAUGUAGUAGAUGUACCAUUGUAAUAAUUCUAGCUCAUUGACCAAGGAUGUUACAACAGUUAUUUAAAUAGUUUAUCUAUCAGUCUCCCUAAGAGAUAUAAAGCAAAAAAGAUGUGCACCUAACAGAAAACAAAACUAUACAUAGAAUUUAUGUGUAUAUGAGUGCGCUGGAUCUUGUGUAUUAUAUAUAUAUCUAUAUAUAUGUAUAUUUAUAUGUAGUGAUGUCCCGAACGGUUCGCCGAAUGGUUCGCCACGGAUGGCAAACAUAAACAUAAACUUUGACCCUGUACCUUACAGUCAGCAGACACAUUCCAGCCAAUCAGCAGGUGGGAGGGUCUGGAAAGGAGGGUCUACUGCUGAUUGGCUGGAAUGUGUCUGCUGACUGUGAGGUACAGGGUCAAAGUUUAUGUUUAUGUUCACCGUCCGUGGCAAACCGUUCGGCGAACCGUUCGGGACAUCACUAUUUAUAUCAAAACGGGGGGUUGAGUCAGCGCUAGUCAGAGAGGCAGCAGUCCCAAACAAGGAUUCCUUCUAGUGUCCUUGGAAUACAAAUGGUAGGAGCAGAAAAAAUGGGGGAUGGGUCUGCGCCGAUGUGUACACUGAGUGUUGAGUCCAAUGUAUAUUAUCGUGUCCAAAGUUCUACUUUUGGUGGGGUUCAGAAGGUACGGUAUCGUGGAGAGUAGUCCAAAUAUAAGAAGUAGAAGAGAUCUUACUUACAAUUAACAGAGCUUAACCCAGCUCUGGUGUGGAUAGCUUGCAGCGGUAUUAUCCCCGCUUACAGGAUAUUCGGCAGGUAUCCUCUUCUUUGUGGUAACAGGUGGCCGUAGUUGGGGAAGAUAAAAUGAAGACAGUAAUGGUGCAGUAUGUUCUACACUGAUAAAAAAUAUAAUAAAAUAUGGUAGAUACACUCACAUUCGGUAGAGCUUAGGCUAGCUCUAGUUGGUUAGGCGUACAGCGGUAUCAUCCCCGCUUAUGGGAUAUAUGAGGAGUGAUCACCAAUCAGUUUCACCAAUAUAAGGCUUUAUCAAUGGAUAACAAACCAUUGAUUGUUAUCCAUUGAUAAAGCCUUACAUCGGUGAAACGCGUUUGGAUAUUUUAUACUAUUUUAUAAAUUGUUAAUAAAAGAUUUUGGUCAUUUUUACGUUUAAACCAUCAUCUUUUCUAUCACCUGGCUAUUUUAAUAACUUUCUAUUUAUUUAUUUUUUAUUUACAUUUUAUUUUUUUUAUUAUUUUAAGUCCUGUAUACCAUACUCCAAGAAUCCCAGGUGGGGAUUAUAUCACCUACGCUGUUACAUAGAGCAGUUAGCCUGCCCUAUACACUGUGAGUAUAUUUUAUUAUUUUAUUUUACCAUUCAAGAUUUUAUUGAGAGCACUAUCGCUGUUUUACCUUCUCUUCGAGCUCCUGAUACUCCGAUCAAGAUCACUCCUCAUAUAUCCCAUAAGCGGGGAUGAUACCGCUGUACGCCUAACCAACUAGAGGUAGCCUAAGCUCUACCGAAUGUGAGUGUAUCUACCAUAUUUUAUUAUAUUUUUUAUCAGUGUAGAACAUACUGCACCAUUACUGUCUUCAUUUUAUCUUCCCCAACUACGGCCACCUGUUACCACAAAGAAGAGGAUACCUGCCGAAUAUCCUGUAAGCGGGGAUAAUACCGCUGCAAGCUAUCCACACCAGAGCUGGGUUAAGCUCUGUUAAUUGUAAGUAAGAUCUCUUCUACUUCUUAUAUUUGGACUACUCUCCACGAUACCGUACCUUCUGAACUCCACCAAAAUUAGAACUUUGGACACGAUAAUAUACUCAACACUCAGUGUACACAUCGGCGCAGACCCAUCCCCCAUUUUUUCUGCUCCUAUCACUAUUUAUAUGUAUAUACAUUUGCAAGAAAAAGUAUGUGAACCCUUUUGAAUGAUAUGGAUUUCUGCACAAAUGUGAUUUGAUCAUCAUCUAAGUCACAACAAUAGACAAUCACAGUCUGCUUAAACUACUAACACACAAAGAAUGAAAUGUUGCCAUGUUUUUAUUGAACACACCAUGUAAACAUUCACAGUGCAAGUGGAAAAAGUAUGUGAACCCUUGGAUUUAAUAACUGGUUGAAUCUCCUUUGGUAGCAAUAACUUCAACCAAACGUUUCCUGUAGUUGCAGAUCAGACGUGCACAACAGUCAGGAGUAAUUCUUGAACAUUCCUCUUUACAGAACUGUUUCAGUUCAGCAAUAUUCUUGGGAUGUCUGGUGUGAAUCGCUUUCUUGAGGUCAUGCCACAGCAUCUGAAUCGGGUUGAGGUCAGGACUCUGACUGGGCAUCAGAGAAGGCGUAUUUUCUUCUGUUUAAGCCAUUCUGUUGUUGACUUACUUCUAUGCUUUGGGUCAUUGUCCUGUUGUAACACCCAUCUUCUGUUGAGCUUCAGCUGGUAGACAAAUGGCCUUAAGUUCUCCUGCAAAAUGUCUUGAUAAACUUGGGAAUUCAUUUUUCCUUCGAUGAUAGCAAUCCGUCCAGGCCCUGACGCAGCCUCAAACCAUGAUGCCCCCACCACCAUACUUCACAGUUGGGAUGAGGUUUUGAUGUUGGUGUGCUGUGCCUUUUUUUACGCCACACAUAGUGUUGUGUGUUUCUUCCAAACAACUCAACUUUGGUUUCAUCUGUCCACAGAAUAUUUUGCCAAUACUGCUGUGGAACAUCCAUGUGCUCUUGUGCAAACUGUAAACAUGCAGCAAUGUUUUGUUUGGACAGCAGUGGCUUCCUCUGUGGUAUCCUCCCAUGAAAUCCAUUCUUGUUUAGUGUUUUACGUAUUGUAGAUUCGCUAACAGGGAUGUUAGCAUUUGCCAGUGACUUUUGUAAGUCUUUAGCUGACACUCUAGGAUUCUUCUUCACUUCAUUGAGCAGUCUGCGCUGUGCUCUUGCAGUCAUCUUUACAGGACGGCCACUCCUAGGGAAAGUAGCAGCAGUGCUGAACUUUCUCCAUUUAUAGACAAUUUGUCUUACCAUGGACUGAUGAACAGCAAGACUUUUGGAGAUACUUUUAUAACCCUUUCCAGCUUUAUGCAAGUCAACCAUUCUUAAUCGUAGGUCUUCUGAGAGCUCUUUUGUGCGAGGCAUCAUUCACAUCAGCCAAUGCUUCUUGUGAAAAGCAAACCCAGAACUGGUGUGUGUUUUUUAUAGGGCAGGGCAGCUGUAACCAACACCUCCAAUCUCAUCUCAUUGAUUGGGCUCCAGUUGGCUGGGAGAAAGGGAGCCAUAGUUUUCGCUUAAGUGGGUCGGUUCGGCAUAUAUUGGAGCCAAGGGUCCCAUGUGGAUGUGUAUUGCUGGUAGUGGUGUGUUAGAGAAUAGCACGUCUCUUCAACGCUUCUUAUGGUUUCCACUUUUUGUAUCCACUCUCUCAUUGUGGGUGCGAGUGGUUGUUUCCAGAGGGCUGGGAUGAGUUGAUUUGCUGCUGAGAUUAGGUGUACUAGCAGGGUUUUUUCAUAUUUUGGUAUGUCUUAUGGGGGGAGAAGGAAUAUGUAUAUGUCUGAGUGUAAUGGGAUAUGAGUCUGUAACACCUCAGAAAUCGUGCCAGCUACCCGUGUCCAGAAUCUGCGGAUCUCUGGACAUGUCCACCAAAAGUGUGUUGUUGUCCCUUAUGGCUGGUGGCAUCUCCAACAGUGGUCUGGUACUGUAGGAAAGAGAGCAUGUAAUUUCGAUGGGGUGUAAUGCCAUCUAGCAAUUCUUUUGUAGUUGCUUUCUUGUGUUAUUGUAUUUCUAGCGGAUUUGUGUAUUUGUCUGAAGAUUUGUUUCCAUUUGUCUCUAGGUAUUUCUAUGUUUAAUUCCUUUUCCCAUGUUGUAGUGUAAGCCGGUAAUUGGUGUGGAUGUGUUGUUUGAAUUAUGGUGUACAUCACCGAGAUUAGCUUCUUUUUCAGGUCUUGUUUAGAGCAGUGUUGUUCAAACUCUGCUUGUGUUCAUGUAGUACUGUGUGCUAGUGGGCCUGAGUGAACGAAGUGUACUAUUUGGUGGUAUGGGAAUUUUGAAUCGACGUCUGUGUUUCUAUGAGGUCCUGUAUUGGUUUAACUUUUUCUUCCUCAGUGGUAUCAUGUAUUUCUCCUAAUGUGAGGUAUCCUGCCUGCUGGAAGUGUUUUAGUGCUUUGCCAUCUGCCCCUGGUUGAAAGAGAGGAUUGUGUGAAAUUGGGUAGAGUGGAGAAGGGUAUGGUGACAUCUGUUUAUGUGUUCUCAGAGUCGCCCAAGUGCGCAAGGUAGGCGUGAUUGUUCAAUGUGGACCUGGUAUCAUAAGUGAUUGUCCCACCUUGUGCCAGGGGAUUGUGUAGAUGGGUGCCCUGAAGAAAGUCGUUUCAAUUGUUACCCACUGUUUCAUGUUGUGUGGGAGUGACCAGUCAUAUAUACUAGUUAGGUGCACUGCUUUGUGGUAUUUCUCCAUAUCAGGUAGACCAAGGCCUCCAUGAUCUUUUGGUCUUGUAAGAAGUGGGUAUGAUAAUCGUGGGUUUUUGUGUGCCCAGAUGAAGGUUGUGAGUGUCUUUCGAACUGAGUUGAACCAUGUCUUUGGUAUUGAUAUGGGGAGAACUUGCAGCAGAUAUAGGAUCCUAGGGAGAACAUUCAUUUUGAGAAUGCUCAGCCUGCAGAACCAUCCAAAUUGUGGUUUAUUCCAUGUAGUGAGGUCUGUGUGUAUGGGUUUCAUAAGGUCUGGAAAAUUUCUCUCAAAUAGGUGUCCUUGGUGAUCUAAACUCACAGGUAUUUUAUGUUUUGUGGGGCCCACGCAAACUGGUAUUCCUGUUUUAGUUCUGUUGUCAUAUGUGUUGAUAUGUGUAUGGGGAGGAUUUCGCAUUUACUGAUAUUUGCUUUAAAGUUGGAUAUGGCGCUAUAUGUGUUCAUUUCUUCCAUUAGAUGUUGUAAUGUGUUUGUUGGGUUUGAGAGGGUAAAGAGCAUAUCGUCAGCAAAUGUGCUGUUUUAUGCUCCUCUUUCCCCACUAGUAUUCCUGCUAAGUUGGUGUUGUCCCCGAUUCCCUGUAGGAAUGGCUCUAGGAUGAGUGCGAAAAGAAGGGGGAAGAGCGGACAUCCCUGCCUGGUACCAUUUGUGAUAGGCACCUGGUCAGUGAGCUGCCCGUUGAUCCUGAUGUUGGCUGUGGGGUUUGAGUAUAUUGCACCAAUCCAUUUCCAAUCCAGAUCCAAUUUGGUCCAAAUCCGAGAUGUUGUAGCGUAUAUGACAUCAGUGUCCAUUCUACCCUGUCAAACGCCUUUUCAGCGUCUAUAGACAGAAGCAGACUGGGUUCCUUUGUUCGUGUGGCCUGGUGGAUAAGAUUGAUAAUCUUGGUGGUGUUAUUUUUUGCCUCUCUGCCCGGGAUGAAGCCAGACUGAUCGGCAUGAAUCAGCCUGGGCAGCAGAGGGCGAAGUCUGUUGGCCAGGAUUUUCGUGAAGAGUUUGAGAUCAAUGUUUAUUAGAGAGAUUGGCCUAUAACUACCGCAUUGGGUUAGGUCUUUACCUGGUUUUGGUAGUAGGGUAAUUGUGGCGUUUAGUGCCUGAGGGGGGAGAGAGUUACCUUGAAGUAAUGAGUUGAAGGAUUUUAUAAAGUGAGGGAUAAGAGUUGUGGCAAAGGUUUUAUAAUAUUUUGUAGUGAACCCGUCUGGGCCUGGGCUUUUCCCUAUUGGAAGAUGUUUGAUUGCGUUUCUGCAGUCCCCUUCUGUGAUGGGGUGUUCUAGGGUUUCGCUUAGGUUGUUUGGUAGAGUGGUGUGGAUCCUAUUCGUGAGGAAAGUUAGUAUGUCGUGGGUCGAGGGAGGCGUUUGUCGUUAGUUGUAUAAAGAGUGGUAAUAGUCCUGGAAUGCUUUCGAAAUGUUAGUCAUUGAGUGUGAGAAGGACAGGGAAUAUAGGAACUGACCAGCAAUCAAUAAAAGUUUGGUUGUUGUCGUCAAUUGGUCAACUAUAUAGAGGAUAUAUUAUAUUUUUUAAAGUAACUGGAUGUCUAACACUUUCUUGUUCUAACUCUGGUCACUCUGGGGUGUCUGCCCCUUAGAUGUCCCUGAGUCUGCAGUGGGCUAUAGUAAAUUGGCACCGUUCUUUGUGUGGGGUGAAGCGUGGGUAAGUCAAGUAGUGUAUAUUUUAGAUUUAGUGAGCAUUGGUGGGCUCACGGAGCGAAACCGUCUGGGAACGUGUGGUAGCUUUGUGGAGGUUUGCGUUUUUUAAUUACAACUGGGGGGGGGAUGGAUGAGGAGGGAAUUUGUUUCAUCUUGUUUGGGUUACAUGUCCCAACCCCUGGUCUGUCUCGGUCCGAUCUAGUCUAUUCCCUUUACUAUCGUAGUUAGUUUAUGUCGUUUACUUUUGUCUGUAACGUUAAAUGUUGUUGUUUCCUUGCUGUCCGGUCAGUAGGAGAUGGCGGUCACCUCUUGUUAUAUCAUAGCAUGUCACAUUUUGUGAAUACUUAUAGGUUAAAUACAUAAACAUAUGACCUGAGGUACUGGUUUUGAUUGUAUGUUUCUUUUCACAGGGGUAUUCGGAUUGGGUUCCGGCUGGGAUUGUGGUGUUAUUGAUUGUUCAGUUUUGGGGGGAUAGACCAUUAUGGGUGGUCGAUCUUGUAUUCUCUGAGUUUGGGACAGUCCUGCAGGGAAGGGAGCUGUUGUAGGUGUCUCUCAGUUUUCUAAGGUGUUGUUCCGUUCUUUGUCCUCCCGAUGUUGGUUUACAGUUAGGGUCGUUCUUUGUCUUUUCGCCGGGGACCUCCAUCUUGUUCUUUGCUGUGCUGACGUAUAUGUCAGAGCCAGGUCCGGUGUGUUCCAGUCCAUAAUGGGUGGUUCUGCUUGGUUUAGUGCUUUGGUGAACGGAGCAAUAUCUUGGUGUGUGGCUAUUGAGUACGUGGUUCCGCGGGUGUUUACAAUGAGGGCAAAUGGGAACCCCCAUCUGUAUCUCCGGUUAUGUACACGUAAUUGUUCUGUAAUGGGUCUUAGGGCCCUCCGUGGCUGUAGGGUGUGCCAGGAGAGGUCCUGGUAGAUUUCAAUUUCAUGACCCUGGAAUAAUAUCGGGGCUGAAGUUUCCCUGAGUUGUUUCAGAAUAUCUUCUUUGAGUGCAUAGUAGUGAAUACGGCAUAUAAUAUCUCUUGGAGUCUCAGUCGUGGAUUUGGGUCUCAGGGAGCGAUGGGCUCUAUCUAGGACCACUGGGGUAUCUAUUUUGCGGUUAAGUAUAAGGUUAAAUAAUGUGGCCAGUGUGGUAUAUAGAUUUUCCUCCUCCUCCUCAGGCAUUCCCCUGAUCCGAAGAUUGUUUCUUCUACCCCUAUUGUCUAUGUCAUCGAGGGAGCGCUGCAUAAUGGAGAGGUGUCUUUCUUGAGCCUGGACUUUCGCUGAUAGGGUAUGUAUUUGAGUUUGGUGGGACUCCCUCUCAUCCUCUAGGUCUUGCACCCUGCAGCCUACCUGUUUUAUGUCAGCACUGAGGCCGUCCAUUUUACUUUGGAAGGUGUUUUCCAGUUUCCCCAGCAUUUGUGCCAGGUCGGUCCUGGACGGUAAGUUUUUCAGUAGUUCUUUUAUAUCCAUGUCCACUGAGCAGUGUGAGAUUACCGAUGUAGUGGGGCUCAGCAGAUCUGAGUCUGCGAUCGCCGCCGUCGGCGCCAUGUUGCUUUCCCCAUGCUCUGACAUGCGGUCUGUGUAUUCUUUAAAAAGACGGGUUACCGUGGCAGUUUUUCCAGCCAUUGCUUUACCAGGAUGCUGGGAGGGGGUUUGGGAUUUCUUGUGGUUCCCCAUGAUUGUUGUAAUCCUCCGGUUAUAGCGGUUUUCUCCGUGUUUGCCCAGGAGCUCAGUUAAUGUGCUGCCAUUUAGUUCUACAGUCGGCCACGCCCCUCAGAUCACAUUUUAUGACCAAUUUGUGCAGAAAUCCAUAUCAUUCCAAAGGGUUCACAUACUUUUUCUUGCAACUGUAUAUUGCUCAAAAAAAUAAAGUGAACACAAAAAUAACACAUCCUAGAUCUGAAUGAAUUAAAUAUUCUUCUGAAAUACUUUGUUCUUUACAUAGUUGAAUGUGCUGACAACAAAAUCACACAAAAAUUAAAAAAUGGAAAUCACAUUUUUCAACGCAGGGAGGUCUGGAUUUGGAGUCACAAUCAAAAUUAAAGUGGAAAAACACACUACAGGCUGAUCCAACUUUGAUGUAAUGUCCUUAAAACAAGUCAAAAUGAGGCUCAGUAGUGUGUGUGGUCUCCACAUGCCUGUAUGACCUCCCUACAAUGCCUGUGCAUGCUCCUGAUCAGGUGGCGGAUGGUCUACUGAGGGAUCUCCUCCCAGACCUGGACUAAAGCAUCUGCCAACUCCUGGACAGUCUGUGGUGCAAUGUGACAUUGGUGGAUGGAGCAAGACAUGAUGUCCCAGAUGUGCUCAAUUGCAUUCAGGUCUGGGGAACGGGCGGGCCAGUCCAUAGCAUCAAUGCCUUCGUCUUUCAGGAACUGCUGACACACUCCAGCCACAUGAGGUCUAGCAUUGUCUUGCAUUUGGAGGAACCCAGGGCCAACCGCACCAGCAUAUGGUCUCACAAAGGGUCUGAGAAUCUCAUCUCGGUACCUAAUGGCAGUCAGGCUACCUUUGGCGAGCACAUGGAGGGCUGUGCGGCCCCCCAAAGAAAUGCCACCCCACACCAUUACUGACCCACUGCCAAACUGGUCAUGCUGCAGGAUGUUGCAGGCAGCAGAACGUUCUCCACGGCGUCUCCAGACUCUGUCACAUCUGUCACAUGUGCUCAGUGGGAUUUCUUGAUUUCAUCUGUGAAGAGCACAGGGCGCCAGUGGCAAAUUUGCCAAUCUUGGUGUUCUCUGGCAAAUGCCAAACGUCCUGCACGGUGUUGGGCCUUUAAGCGCAACACCCACCUGUGGAGGUCAGGCACUCAUACCACCCUCAUGGAGUCUGUUUCUGACCGUUUGAGCAGACACAUGCACAUUUGUGGCCUGCUUGAGGUCAUUUUGCAGUGCUCCUCCUGUUCCUCCUUGGAAAAAGGCAGAGGUAGCGGUCCUGCUGCUGGGUUGUUGCCCUCCUACGGCCUCCUCCACGUCUCCUGAUGUACUGACCUGUCUCCUGGUAGCGCCUCCAUACUCUGGACACUACGCUGACAGACACAGCAGACCUUCUUGCCACAGCUCGCAUUGAUGUGCCAUCCUGGAUGAGCUGCACUACCUGAGCCAAUUAUGUGAGUUGUAGACUCAUGCUACCAGUAGAGUGGAAGCACCGUCAGCAUUCAAAAGUGACCAAAACAUCAGCCAGGAAGCAUAGGAACUGAGAAGUGGUCUGUGGUUACCACCUGCAGAACUACUCCUUUAUUGGGGGUGUCUUGCUAAUUGCCUAUAAUUUUCACCUGUUGUCUAUCCCAUUUGCACAACAGCGUGUGAAAUUGAUUGUCACUCAGUGUUGCUUCCUAAGUGAACAGUUUGAUUUCACAGAAGUGUGAUUGACUUGGAGUUACAUUGUGUUGUUUAAGUGUUCCCUUUAUUUUUUUGAGCAGUGUAUAUAUACACAUAUUAUUAUUAUUAUUAUUAUUAUUAUGUUGUUUAUAUAGCGCCAUCAAAUUCCGCAGUGCUUUACAAUGGGUCGACGAACAGACAUGUAGUUGUAACCAGACGAGUUGGACACACAGGAACAGAGGGGUUGAGGGCCCUGCUCAAUGAGCUUACAUGCUAGAGGGAGUGGAAUAAAAUGACACAAAAAGAUAAGGAUAGUAUUUGACUAGUUACAGUUGCAGAAGAGGAAUCAAUCAGGAGCUAUUAAUAGUUUAAUUGAUACGCUUUUAUGUAUGUAUAUAUAUUUAAUGCAGUCCUCAAUAUCAUCCUUAUGUGGGAUGUUACUGUACACCCUGUUCCAAAUUAUUAUGCAAAUUCUAUUUAAGUGUCACAAAGAUUAAAUAUUUUGUUUUUCAGUUUAACUCAUGGAUGGCAUUGUGUCUCAGGGCUCUUUUGAUCACUGAAAACAAUCUUGGACACUUGUGAUAAUUAGAUUGCCAGGUGAGCAAUUAUUAAGCAGAGCACCAUUUUCAUGCAACAUGGGGAAGAAAAAGGAUCUCUCUGCUGCCGAAAAGAGUGAAAUAGUUCAAUGCCUUGGACAAGGUAUGAAAACAUUAGAUAUUUCAUGAAAACUUAAGCAUGAUCAUUGCACUAUUAAGAGAUUUGUGGCUGAUUCAGAGCACAGACGGGUUCGUGCAGAUAAAGGCACAUUGAGGAAGAUUUCUGCCAGAUCCAUGCAUCGGAUCAAGAGAGCAGCUGCUAAAAUACCAUUACAAAGCAGCAAACAGAUAUUUGAAGCUGCUGGUGUCUCUGGAGUCCCACGGACAUCAAGGUGUAGAGUCCUCCAGAGUCUUGCAACUGUGCAUAAACCUUCUAUUCGGCCACCACAAACCAAUGCUUACAAGCAGAAAUGGCUGCAUUGGGAAGAAAAAUACAUGAAGACUCAUUGUCAAACAGUCCUGUUCACUGAUGAGUGCCGUGCAACCCUGAAUGGUCCAGAUGGAUGGAGUAGUGGAUGGUUGGUGGACGGCCACCCUGUUCCAACAAGGCUGCGACGUCAGUAAGGUGGUGGAGUCAUGUUUUGGGCCGGAAUCAUGGGAAGAGAGCUGGCCGGCCCCUUUAGGGUCCCAGAAGGUGUAAAGAUGAGUUUCUGACUUACCACUUUCUUCCCUGGUACAGAAGGAAGAACUACGCUAAUAAAAUCAUCUUCAUGCAUGACACUGCACCAUCUCAUGCUGCAAAGAAUACCUCUGCAUCAAUGGCGGCUAUGGGGAUAAAAGGAGAGAAAGUCAUGGUGUGGCCUCCAUUGUCCCCUGACCUCAAUCCUAUUGAGAACCUUUGGAGCAUCCUCAAGCAAAAGAUCUAUGAGGGUGGGAGACAGCUUACAUCCAAACUGCAGCUCUGGGAGGCUAUUCUGACAUCUUGCAAACAAAUUCAAGCAGAAACUGUCCAAAAACUCACAAGUUCAAUGGAUGCAAGACUUGUGAAGCUGCUAUCAAAUAAGGGGUCCUAUGUUGUAACGUGACCUGUUAAAGUGUUUAAAAAGUUAAAAUGUUGUUAUAAGUUUGAUUGAAAUAGCUUUUGAUUUCAGUAAACAUGCUGCAAACACAACAAAUGACAAUUUUCAGUUCUUUACAACCUAUAAAGUGUUUUGAAACUUACUGUGUAUAAUAAUUUGAAACAGUGCAUUAUAAGUUUUUUAUGUUUAAAAAAAUACUGUUAUCAUUAGGAGGUUUGUCCAAUAAUAUUUGAAUUGUACUCUUAAUAGUUGAUAACAUGCUUGAAUUAUGCUGAUUGUUAGUUAAGUUACAUCAAUUAUUUAGGUCAAUUAGAAAAAUAUAAUUUGCAUAAUAAUUUGGAACAGGGUGUACAAGGAUUCCACAUCCAUUGUUACUAGUAUAGUGUUUUCAGGUAGUUCAUUUAUCUGAAAAUAUACACACACACAAAUUCAUGGCAAAAUAAUAAAGGCCAAAAUAAUACAGUUCAAAGAAAAAGACCCAAACAGUGAUAUGAAUUGAAUACUGAAUGUUCUAAACCAUACAAAUGCUUUAUCCUCAUUCAUACAAUGCAUUCAACUUGUAGAUCCAGUGCAUCACUCUGUGUAUCAUUAAUCUAAUACUAUCUCCUCCCCUACUACGUCAUCUAAUGUGCUUAAUGCCUGUGAACCUUAAAUUGUAAUACUCUAUGUCAGCCACAAAAACAUCCUGCCUCUUCCUAUCAUUGCAUGGAAGUCUUUAAGGGGUGCUUUGGCAACAAUUGUUUGAAACCUUACAACAUUUUGGACUUAUUGGACUUAUUGUACUAAUUCCCAGGGCCCCAGAAAAGGAUUUUUGGCUACAUAGCUGAAGAUGCAUUGUAUCUCAUUGCCCCAAUCCCCCACCCAUGUGUCUCAACCCCCCAUCCCUCUGUGGGUUUUACCCACUUUCCACUUUCCCCACGUGUCUCCUCACCUCACUGUUGUGUAGCUGUGUGCUGUGUGCUUUCCUCCUGCCUGUCAGCAGGAAAUUGUGUCCCCGGGCCUGUGUGUCCUAAGGCGGAUGCCUGUGUCCUCUUAUGGUAGGGCCAGCCCUGCUAAGGCUUCAGUUUUAGUACUUAACUCAGGUUUUCAUUCUUCUAAACUUCCAUUAUCCAAGGGUUCCAGGUAGGUGUGCUCUCUGUCACCACUUCAAUAUGAUUUAGUAUUAGAAUGACUGGCAAUGACUUUCAGGGGUCACCUGGAUUUACAAGGCUAUCCUUUGUUUCUCAAUGUUUCCUGCAAACUUGGAAUGUUUGCUGAUUUUACCAUCAUCAUCUCUAUUACUGAACCUCUUAUUAGCCUGCCAAAUCAUCAGAUGAAUGUAGCAGAGUUUCUUGCAUUAUCCUAUCAUAAAUCAAACAUUUCUCAAUCCCAAAUCCUCCCUAUAGGUAUCCCUGAUGCAGCUAUACAUCAGCUAUGAUUUCCCUAUGAUUGGAGACAUAUACAAAUACUCUGGCACCAAACUCCCUAAAAAUGUGCCUCCAUAGUCAUCUUAACAUAGAAGCCAAACCAAAAGUAUUAAAGAAGACUUAUUUUGUUGAAGGCGGUUAGAACUGUCCUGGCUGGGCAGAAUUGCGAAAGUUAACAUGAAUGUAAUACUGGGAUCACAUUAUCUUUUCCGAACCUUGCCAGUUCUCAUUCCUAAAAAAACUCUCCUUAUCUCUUCUAUACAGCAGGAUGUAAAUUCAAUUAUAGCAGGAAAACCUCACUCUGAGUUAGCAGAUGCUAUAUAGGACUAAAGAGGAGGGGGAACCCAGAGUUUUAUAUUUAAAAAUAUUUUCAUAAUGCAGUAUUAUUAUUAGCAUAUAUUACCAUUCUUCACCUUGUGGGGAAAUUUGCAUUGGGUGGACAUGGAGGGUUUUGGACAAGCUCCUAGAUAAUAUUAUUAAUAUUAUUAUUUUAUUAUUUAUAUAGCGCCAGCAAAUUCUGUAGCGCUGAACAAUGGGUGGACUACCAGACAUGUAAUUGUAACCAGACUAAUGGACGUACAGGAACAGAGGGUUUGAGGGCUCUGCUCAAUGAGCUUACAUGGAGGGAAUGGGGUAUAGUGACACAAUGGGUAUAAAUAGGGGUAAUGAAAUAGGUUGAUAGAAAAGUAAUCACUGAGAACUAGUAGGUUAUUUUUUGACAUUUGCAGAAGAGGAGUCAUGAGGGGCGGGGGGCAGGGAUGAAAACCCACUAACAUUUUAAAUGAUGUGCUUUCCAGAAGUAUCCACUCCUUUUCAAAGAUUUCUUGAAGGAGUGGAUACUGGGUGAAAGUCUAAAGGUGCAGCCCUGGAGAAGUCUUGGAGGUGAGCAUCAGAUGUGGGAGUACGAACAGAGGAUAGGCGUAGGUCUUGGGCAGAGCACUGGGGUCUCUACGGGACAUAUUUGUGUAUUAGGAACUUGUAAGCAAGCACCAGAAUCUUAAAUUGAGCCCUAUAUCUAACUGGAAGCCAAUGUAGGGACUAACAGAGGAGGGAGGCGUGGGAGGUGCAGGCGGUCGGAAAAAUAAACCUCACCGCAAUAAUAGGUAACAAGUAAACAUAAUAUUAUCAGACAAUAAUAAACAGCAUAAUAAAGGAUAAUGGAAUUAAGGUUGGUCCUAAGUUAAGGUAAACAGUCUCUUUAUUUUGGAGGAUUUGUUCAGAAGUUACCAGAUAUGUGGAUCAGGGUUUUCCAGCAGAGUUGAAAUUAAUAGGAUGGUUAGUAAAGUCCUAGAAGGUUAAAUCCAAAGCAAAUCAGGGAUUAAUAGAAAACAAAGUCCAAUUUGAAUUAAAGCAGGAUGUUUGGAUGAAUCAGGAUCGAUCAAAGGAAAUCAGAGUUGAGCAGGUUAUCAGAAAUCAGUUUGAGCCAGGAACAGUUGUCUUAUCAGAAAGAGCCAGGUGCAGAACAAAACAUCUCUCAAUGUAAAGUCCCUGUGGUAAAUUGAGUGUAGCCUUUUGUAGCAGAUUUGGAUUAUUAUCCUAUACAGGUGAGAGCGACUGAGGUAACUAGUGGCUAGGGAGGCCACUAGAGGCGAGAUACAGGUAUUGCAGUAGGAUCGGAUCCUGACAGCAAGUUUCAUAAAGUCCACCCAUUAUAUUUGUUCUCCUAAUAGUGUAACCUACAGAAAACUAGAUCUAUUUGACCAAGCAUUAAAUGUAAUUUAGAAAAUAGUCCUACUAUUACAAUAUAGUCAUAAUAUUGUAGUAUAUCUGAAAGAAAGCAUGGCAUGUAGCUUAAGUAAUCAAACUCAUAUAUAGUAGAAUUAAAAAUACACAAAAUGAGCAUGUAGCGAUUAUUAACAAAUGCCCACUAUAGUAAUUAUUAACAAAAACUUUGCAAAUUAGUGCCUCAGUGAUCAACACCUACUCUUCUUCAUCAUUCUACCACGAUUCCAAAUGGAAUACAUAUGCUGAAUAUACUCAAAUGUGUGUUAAAAUCAAAUAAACCUAACUAUUAAAAAUACAUAUUAAAACGAUACAAUCAUUAAAAUCAAUACUUCACUGGCAUAUAUUAGGUCCAAGCUGGAUGCACUUAUAGCGUUUUCAGUCCAAAUCAGAAUGUUACCUCUAGUUAUACAAAUAUCGUCAUUGGUUUUCUCAUUCAUCUGCCUUUUUCUUCUCCUACAAUGACAGAGUCUAUAGUGUUCCAGUACACGUCUAUAUCAUUUCUGAUACAGACGCUGGAUGUCAUCAUAUGUUCAAAUGUUCGGAAUUCCAUUCCAUUUCCAUUCUUCCGCAUACAAAUGCAGAUGUCUUUUGUAUUCUGAACACAUCCAAAACACAAUGUCAGUUUCGGGAAAGAAUGUUACCAACACACCUACUGUGCACAAGUCUAAUAAUACAACUUUACAAACUACAAAGGUCGUCCAAUACAAUUGUAUUGUUGAUUCAUUUGUUGAUAAAAGAACUAGAUGCUCAUUGACUUUAGUCCUUACUAUAAAGUAAUACAGCUUUAUGAACUAUAAAGGCCAUUUAAUACAAUUGUAUUGUUGAUUCAUUUGUUGAUACUAGGUCCACAACACAUAUUAACUGAUAAAAAAAAAAAAUACAUUUUUGGCUAAUUAAUGGCUAAUUGAUAUUGACACAAAUAUUGCUUUUUUUCCUUUGCUACUUUAAAAUGCUUGUGUAAGUAUGUCAAAUACUGACAUGCUGUUAGAACAGAUCUAGUCACACUAUUGUAGAGCUCUCUAGGAAGAACCCUGAAAUGCAGGUACCAGCAAGUAUACAAACAGCAGUCACAUACAAGUAUAGAGCUGCGUCAUACACAAUAAAGGAUACAAUAGCUAUACAUUCUACUUAGUGGCAGAAAGAAAACAGGUCAGCAUUGCUUUCAAUGUAUGUAAGCAUCAGCAAGAUACAUGGUAUAUAAAGGCCCCUCGUCCUGUGUAACCACACAGCUUGCUUGAGCAGAUCAACGCUAAACUGAAAAUGGGAAAGGUAAGGUUAUCUUAUUAAAUUAAAUAUUCAACUGUUACUGCAGUAGAAAAUCAAUCCAUACCCAAAUUAUAUUUUUUAAUUAUGAACAAUUUGUGUUUUGAAGAAAUGUCUAUCACAAAGCAACUCUAGUGGGUUGGCUUAAAUAGAUAACCAUAAGUAGGCUUUACUGAUAUAAUGAAACAUAUUUGCAUACUAUUCUGCUAUUUUUCCCACGGUGCUUGUCAAUGUAUACUCAAAUCAGCUAAACUCACUUUUUCAUUAUUAAUGUACUUGGUAAACUGAGAAAGGAACUUAGCCUGAGUGGCACAUAGUAUAAUUACACAAUAAAGGUAAGAAACUAAAAAAUUACAAAGUGUUGGAAAAAAAUUUAAAAUUUUAGAAAAGUUAAUAUGUAAAGGUUCUGAAAAUGCACAAAUGUUUAUGUGCAAGAUGUUUAGAUAUGCUUAUUGGCUUUAGUGCUUACAUAUUCACUGCUUAGUAGAAAGUGUAUAACAGUAGCAGCAGUCAUUUUUGCAAUUACGGGCAUGUUGGUACAAGUUUCCAAUAGUCAUGAAAAUAAGUCCUUAAUAUUUUUAAACUUUUAUACUCAUAGUAAUUAAUAUACAGAUGGAUAGGUUAACAGCUAUAAUUCAUCAUAACCUUAAACCAUUUUAUUCCAUUUGGGCUCUAUGGAUUAUUCAAAAGUAUUAACCCAGCUGAUGGGCAUAAUGAAAAGGUCUUCUCACAGUGCAUCAGGACCACACCCAUUUCCUUCCUAUGUUCUUUUAUAUUUUUUAUUUUAAUUUUUCUCCCAGGUCUAUCUUUUUUACAGUGAUGUUAUUAGUUAUACAAAUUGCAUUUAUUUGUAAAAUUAAAUUUUUCCAUUCAUAACAAUGUUACAGGACUUUGGAGAUGAUGCCAACUAGUCUUGAACUUUAGUUUUAGCCAAACUGAUAUUGGGCCAGGUUAGGAUUGGGUAAAUUUGCAUCUCUGAAGUGCCAUGCUGACAUAAAAAAAUGUGAAUGACAAGGUGAUGUCCAAAGAUGGACAGAAUGGAGAGGAAGUAGACUUUUGCAAAUAAGCAGCUCAUUGGUCAGAGGUCUGACCAAUGAUGUAGGUUGCAUUUCCUGUCCAAUUAAGAGGUGAAGAAAAAAAGAGACAGAUGGUUAGGGUACAGCCACUAAACGUUGAAUUUAUUAACCGAUCAAGUAAGAACCAAACAUUACAGAGUAAAAAGUAGAAGCAGUAAGAUAUCUAUAUAUUUUCAAGAAAUAUUAUUCUAUCCACUUUGACUUCAGCUAUUGAGAUAGACAGACCAGCAGUGAUUGUGUCCCCAAUGUAUGGUAUGGUGGUGACAAUUAUAAACCUGAUGAUGAUGAUGACAUUGCUCUUUUCCCCACCACUACAGACAGAGACCUGUUACUAAUAGCUCAGCUGCUACUUGACUACGAGUAUGAGCUGUUGUAUUAUUCCUGAUCUCCCAUACACAGGGGCGUACCUAGGGCAUGUGGCACCCGGGGCGGGUCCUGGGUUUAGCACCCCCCCUUUCCUCUCUCCCCACCCCCGCUUCUCAAAAAAAAAACUACAACAUUUUUAAAAUUUGUUAUAUUUUUUACAUUUUUAAAAACAUUUAUUGAACAAAUUUGUAAACUUUUUAAAACCCCUGCCCCCCUCUACAAAAUCCCUGCACCCCCUCACACACAGUUACAGACAGACAGUCACACACAGUUACAAGCAGACAGUCACACGCACACUGUUACAGGCAGACAGUCACAUAUACAGUCACACACACGGUCACAGGCAGACAGUCAUACACAUAGUUACAGCCACAAACACACACAGUUACAGGCAGUUACACACACAGUCAGUUACAGGCAGUCACGCACAAAGUUACAUGCAGACAGUCACACACACACACAGUUACAGGUAGACGAUUCAUUACAUACGCACGGUUACAGGCGGGCCGUUACACACGCACACAGUUACAGGUAGACGGUUAAGCACACACCGUUACAGACACACACACACAAGACAGACAGUCACGCACACACACACACACACAGUUACACUGAAGACAGUCCGCACCGCACACACAGGCAGACAGUCACACACACACGGUUACAGACAGACAGUCACACACACACACACGGGCAGACAGUCACACACACACACACAGUUACAAACAGACAGUCACGCACACACACACACACGGUUUCAGGCAGUUACACACACACACACACACACACACAGUGACGGUCUCACACACACACACACAUACACACACAGGCAGACAGUUACACACACACACAGUUUCAGGCAGACACACACACACACACACACACACAGUUUCAGGCAGUUACAGACACACACACAGUUUCAGACAGUUUUACACACACACACACACACACACACACACAGUUUCAGGCAGUUACACACACACACACACACACACAGUUUCAGGCAGUUACACACACACAGUUUCAGGCAAUUACACACACACACACACACUCUCUUAUACUUAAUUACAGUGUGGGCUGGAGGAGUGGAUUCAUUGAAGUCCUUCCCUGGAGCCUGGUAGGUGGAGGAGCAGGGAUUUUUCUUCUUGCUGCACCUCCAUGUGCAGCAUUAACAACAGCGGCCCCUGCUCACGGUUAGGCCCCGCCCCUAAACGGCCAUAGCUCCGCCCCCUUCUUCCUCCUGUGCGGCCAGUUCAUCUUGCUGGUCUCUCCAUGAGAGCUGUGUGACACCCCAGACCAGGGUCAAGGCACCCCCUACCAGGUGGCACCCGGGGCGGACUGCCCCCUACACCCCCCCCUUAGUCCGCCACUGCCCAUACACACAGACUUAAUUAAGCACAUAUUAAUCAGAUGUAUAUAUAUAUAUAUAGUCAUAAUCCCCCAACAUGGAGGAAUUAAAAAAAGGAGAGUGUGGAGAAGUCAGACAGCAGCCUGCCACUCUUUUUGACUGUUGGUAAGUACUCUCCUCCUGUAUCUUAUACACUUUGUCAAAGUCCUCCACCUGCUUUAAAAUUGCCAAAUUAUUCAGAGAAACCACCUGCCUCUUCUACCACUGGCACAAAUAGCUCACAUGCUGCCAAUGUUACCACUACCACCACCUCCAAUACCACUCCGAUCACAUAUACUACCAUAAUCAACAAUUCCACUAAUCAAUUGGUGCUAGUGUACAAGCUAAUGUUGUGACAGCUUUCACUGCCCCAAUGCAAAUUCACCUGUUUUAUCAACAAAUACAAGGCCAAGGGUUGAGCCUAAUACAUUGCAGUGUAGCAAAGUUUGAGUGCCCUCCAGAAGCCUGACUUGCAAAGAGGAAAUUGUGCAGCAAGGAAGUGGGAAAGGGGAGAGUGAAGGAUCAACUUACUAUUGCUGGCAUAAAUUAAAAUUUGCAAAAGCACCAGAAGUCUUCAUUACUGAGGGAAGAAGUAUAAAGAGAAUGCACUAGGACAGGCAUCAGGUCUACUUGUACUGUAUCUGAUUAUUUGCAACUCACUUCCACCAGUGGUACCUUCUCCACUACUGCUACCAGCACCGUUAGACAGAGCAGAGACAUGGUGAAAAUAGUGUCAGUAGUUAACAGAGACAGGCUGGAUAGGAACAGUCAGAACCCUCAUGAUGUAGGUUGCAUUUCCUGUCCAAUUAAGAGGUGAAGAAAAAAAGAGACAGAUGGUUAGGGAACAGCCACAAGUAGGUUGUUUUCAAAUACCUUUCAUUGUAAUGGGUUGGUUUCACCCUACCUGGCUUGUAGUGUGACUAUACAUGUUUCUUUUUCAGCCACAAUUUGUAUAAACUGCUAGGGCACUGUUUUUUCCACAUUGAAUAAUGCUCAGUGAUGUUACAGACAGGAUGUGUGGGAAAGUUUUCUUCUGUGUACUAGUGCAGCACAUAGACUUCACGGCACAAGCAGCAUAAAACAGAUUUAUUUACAUUACACAUGCCAAAACAGCUUACAAUAUUUUGGCCAACAGGCCCAGGUAUAAUUCUGCUUAUUCCAUAAAGACUAUAUGCUCCAUUAACACACAUUAAUAUUUUAGGGUUUACUGCCCCUCUAUAUAUAUGAAUGUUUCUUUGUUCAGUAUUCUAAUGUUUAUUUGUUCAGUAUUCUAAUGUUUGUUCUUCUCAGGCUAGAAGUGGUGAGUGGGUUGUCAAUUACCCACUUAUUUUUUCCUUUCAGCUUUUGAGAAAUCCUGUUUUUUAAAAAAUUUACUCUUACUGCUGCCCUACUCUUUUAAAAUGCCCUUCAUUAUACUAGUGGUUAAGUCAUGUGGUGUGGAAAUUGUAGCUUGUCAAAGCUAAUAGGGCACUGCUUUUUUUCCAUGCUGAAGGACAGUCACUUUUUUUCUCAUGAAAAAGGGGAUGGGCAUUGGCAAUUGAUGGGCAAUUGAUGACUCACUCACCACGAGAAGAACAAAUCUUUCCCACACAUUCAGUCUAGUGACAGUCAUUGAGUGUGUAAUAAAUAAUGCCAUUAAGCAAGCAAGAUUCAGUCAGUCAGGGUGAAACCACUACAGGACAUAUUUUAAAGGGACUACAUAGUCACCAGAACCACAACAGUUUAAUUACAUUAAUUACAUUAGUGCCUAGUAAUACCUUUAGUGGCAGUCACUACUAGAGGUAGAGGUACUUUCAGCUUUCAGCUUCUCCAUGCACUUCAUCGAGACGCUGAACAUCCCUCAUAGAGAUGUAUUGAUUCAAAGUAUCUCUAUGAGAAGAUCCUGAUUGGUUCAGCACAUGAUGUGGGCUGAUUUUGUGUGAGUAGUAAUGGUAUUGUAAAUAACAAAAAAAGGAUAUACUUAAGCCAAAACUAAAGCUUUUGGCACGUGAUCUUUUCCAGGAUAAUAUAUGCUUUAAUAGUACUCAGCUCCUUGUCAUUUUGAAGGGGGGGAGGGGGAGGCAAAAAAAAUAGUUUUAGGAAAAUCAUAAUGCACUGCUAGAUAAUAGCACUGACAGAACCAACAGAAGAUCUGUUGGGCCAGUUAAGGAAAGUUGUUAGAAUUAAAAACAAGGAAUAAAAAGACAACUGACAGAAGCAACCAUACAAUAUUGGUUUUAUAGUAUAAUACCUGAUGAACUAAAACACUUGAUUCACUUCAAGGAACGCUGUUGUAAGGCUGUAAUUGUGACAAAAGGUUUCCCAACUGAGAAUAAACAAAAAUAGUGAGAAGUUAUGAACGACACUUUAACAUUGUUGUCUUAAUUUUUUUGCAUGCCCAAAUGUGUUUUCUAAUAUUAUUCCAUGGACAACAUUUAGUCAAGCCCAACCACCUAUAAAUAAGCAUGGGACUUGUCCAAUAAAAUAUACAUUUUAGAUUUCUUUUUUCCUCAACCGUAGAAUCAUGCCAUGGACAAGUCUAACACCAACUUUUAAAUAAUUAAAAUGCAAACUAGGCACUGUAAAAUAAGGAUACAUUAUCAGAAUAUCAUGCAGAUGUAAAAAAAAAAAAACAUGAAAAUUAAACCAGAUAUUUAAAUGUUUCCUUUCACAGAUUAUUUUUUAUGAAGAUCACAACUUUCAGGGCCACCAUUAUGAAUGCAGCUCUGAGUGUUCAGAUUUGACCAAAUAUUUCCAGCGCUGCAAUUCCAUCCGAGUGGAAAAUGGAAACUGGAUUCUGUAUGAGAACCCGAACCAUAGAGGACACCAGUAUUACCUUAGGAGGGGAGAAUAUCCUGAUUUCAAUCAAUGGAUGGGGUACAAUGACUCUAUCAGAUCCAGUCGUAUUAGCCCACAGGUAUAUAUGUUUUAUAAAAAGCAGAUAAUGAAAGAUACACUUCAUAAUGCAUUUUAUUCUGCAAGUCAUGUAUAUUUAUGUUGAACAAUAUAACUUUCUCUUUAGAAUAACAUUAUUACAUACUUAAUAUUAUUUACCCUAAAUCACAGUGUCUGUAUUAAACCAUGAAAAUCACAUUGGAAAGUAUGAGGGUCACAAAACACAUUUGCAGGAUUAUUUGCUAAAAAAAAAAAAGAUUUAGCCCAGAUAGUGAAAAUGACUUAAUUCUGGCCACAGUGGCAAUUUUCAUAUUUGCUAAAUAUAUGUCCAGUUUAAAAUUGCUGCUUUUGCAUUCAAAUUAUAUACAAAGUAUAGGAUUCGGAAUAUGCACAAAGUACCAGUUUUACUAAUAUUCAGGGACAGAUGCAUUCGGUAGGAUGCAUAUUCGCAAAAUAGUGUUCACUUGCUGUUUGCAUGCAAACAACAUUUUAAGUAUUAUUUGCUCACUUGCAGUGCUAGAAAGACUUCUGAUGGUAAGUGUUAAUGAUUUUUUUCUACAUAUGUUAGACUUAAUAGUCCACCUCACUAAUAUUAGUGUGAGCGGAAGUAGGUAGAAUUCCCUUAAUGUAAGGGGGGUGGGGGGGUCUAGGGAAUUAGGUACUCCUAGUCACCUGAGAAGGAUAACAAUGACACAUUUGGUGGGGUGGACAAUGGUAUGUCCACCUCCCAUUAUUUAAUUAUGUAGAGCCCCCAUCUGGUGACCAUGAGUGAGGGCUCUGAUGAGGAACACUAGGUUUCCCCCAGAAUAUUAUUAUUAAGAACAUUAUGUAUUUUGCUUUAAAUUAUAACAGCCCCCAGCAGCCACCUUUGGGUAGGGGCGGGGUAUAUGUGUCUGUAUAAAUGUAAUAUUCUCCAUCUACUAACCAUGGGUGUGGACAUUAGGAUAUUCCACCCAUUGUCUUUUAUUAAAUAGCCAUGGACAGGGAAGGGGUGGAGGACACAGGGAGACUAUAUAGUGGCAAUGAUUGCCUAGUCGCUAAUUUCAAACAUUUAGGAGAUAUACCUUAAUGAGUCCUAUAGAAUUUCGUUUUUAACUAUUUAUGUGGCGGCUGGCUAGCAAGCACUGGCCAGCCACUACAUAAUUAACCCAAGCACUGCCUAGAGUUAUUUAUUUGUUUGCUGGCACUGCUGAGAGUUAUUUAACUAUUUGCUUGCCAGUGGACAAUUUUUUUAAUUUUUUAAUUUUUUUAUAUCUAGCAUUUAAGCAUCUGGGCUCAGAGUUGAAUAAUUUGGAUCCAGUUUUCAUCUGUUUGGUGGAAUUUACUCCAGCUAAAAUCUGGUGGAAAUUCAGGCCCACUUGGUGCCUGUAUGUCAAAAUCUUACCAUUGCUAAGUAGUGUGAACAAUGUCUGAAUUUUGCAGUUUGAAUGACCCCCAAUGCAGCCAGAUGGUUUUACCCAAUUUAAUAUGGGACCAUUUGGACUUUAGUGAGUAACCCUGUCAGAGUACGAUUUUGAUAUUUCAAAUAAAAUAAUGAACAUUAUUAUACAGCUACUAAUUGUUUAUGAAUUUACUUUCCUUAAAGCAUCAUGGUUCAUUCAGAGUGAAGAUCUAUAAUAGAGAAGAUUUCAGAGAUCAUAUGAUGGAGUUCACUGAAGACUGCCCCAAUGUCUAUGAUAGAUUCCGUUACAAUGACAUUCAUUCCUGCCAGGUACUUGAUGGCUACUGGAUGUUCUAUGAGGAGCCUAACUACAGGGGCCGCCAGUAUUACCUGAGACCUGGAGAGUACAAAAGAUAUUCUGACUGGGGUGCCACAAACCCUAGAAUUGGCUCAUUCAGAAGAAUCCACCAUGUCUAAUAAAUUGUAUUAAUGAGGCAAUCAAAGUGCAAUUUACAAUAUAUUAAAUUUAUUAGAACAUUAGUAUGUGUUAUUGUGUUUUUACAGUGCUUAUAUUAGCAGUGUUUUAAAGUAUAAUUAGCAUGUACGAGAAAAUAAAACUCUUUUAUCCUUCUUCAUUAGAAAUUUCUCUCUAGUUUUUUCUAACUUUUCACCAAAAUUGCCCUACUUCUUUAGCUUUGUCACCACAGUGCCUCUCUUCUCUUAAUCCUUACUUCUAUUACCCAUUCUUUCUUAGCAGUGAUUCCCCACUGUUUUCUCCCUGUGCCACCAUUCUCUCAAUUUUCAUGUCCGUUUAUCUCUUCUUUAGUGGUGUUCCCCCAAUACCAUCAUUCUCUUAAUUCUCUCUUCUAUUGUAUCACUUCUUUAACAGUAUCCACCCAGGGCUCUCUCACUGUCCCUUACCUUUCAAGUAGUGUGGAAAUGUUUUUAAAAAAAAAAAAAAUUUCCAAGGUCCUAAAUUAGUAACUCAAUGCAUUUGUCCGUCAUGGCAAUCUACUUGUCCUGACACAAAAUAAUUUGAAAUUAGAAAGUUUGAGGACCCUGCUGAUGCCUGGAUAUUUGCAGUAUUGCUCACUAUAUGUUCCCAAAUACAAUGCAAAUGGAUAACUUAGCCAAAAAUAGUUAAUCUGAAGAGAUUCUCCAACUCAGUUAUAGUCACAACUGGAAACUGGUUGCCAUUCUGAUUUUAUUUUUUGAAAAUUAGCAUCUCACCCUCUCUCCUGAUAGUGUGUUUGUGGUGUGUGUCAACUGUGUGUAAUAUGUGCGUGGUGAGUACUUGCUGUACGCAAUGUAAGUCUAUGGUGUGUGCUGGUUGUAUGUAAUGUGUGUGGCGUGUUCUGGCUGUAUGUCAUUUGUAUGUGGUCUGUGCUGGCUCUAUGUAGUGUGUGUCUGUGGUAUGUGCUGGCUGUAAGUAGUGUGUGGGGCUUUGUCAUCCCACCUUUGGUUUCCUUGUGACUUUUCUGGAUCCCUGGUGGUCCACUAGUGGGUCCUAUCAUCCUGUCAGAAAAAAUAACAAAGGAUGAGUGCUGGGUAACCAAACAGGAACAGUAAAAAUAAAUAUAUAUAAAAACACAAUGAAAACUGAGAAUAAAGUCCAAUAUAAAAAAAAACCCACACAAUAAAAACUCCAAUGAAAAGUCAAUGUUUAAUUUGCAAGGAUACAACAAAAUCCCAUGAAAGAGUCUCUCCUUGUUUUAAUUAUCAGGUCAAAGAAUGUUUGGGAUCUUUAUUAAAAAAAAUAAAAUAAAAAAAAACCUGAGAAAAUCUAAUAGUGUAGUAUCUCACAAUAAUAUAAAACUCUAAUAUUUGUAGAUUUUCUGUAGUAUUACUGACAUUUGUUAGCGCUAGUACUAGCUCUAGUGUAGUUAGCGUGUAGUGAUAUUAAUCUGCCACUUCUACAAUAUGCUUGAAGAUAUGUCUCAGGAGCGUAAAGUAGGACCUAAAUAAAUAGAGAAAAAAAAAACAGCAUUAAAGUCCACAUAUGAAAUGAACCAGGAGUAACAUCAAAGUAAUUUACUCACAAUUAAUUGAGCAGGCUGACAACUCAAUGAAUAAAGCAUAAGUAGUUGUAUCCCCACCUUCUUUAGCGAGGUCCUCACUGGAACAGUAGACAGAGAAGAUUUCAGAGAUCAUAUGAUGGAGUUCACUGAAGACUCCUCCAAUGUUUGAAGACUGCCCCGAGCAGUAGAAAAAACAUAAAAUAAUUUAAAAAAAGGUAUAUGGCACACUGACAGUAAUAAAGUAGCCAAUAUUGCUUUAUGAAAACAGAAUUAAAAAAAAAAUCCACAAUGCAUUUUGCCACACAGGGCUUUAUCAAGUGGAAACAAAAAGUCAAAACCUGGCAAACAGAACUAUUUACAGGAUGUGCAAACAUAUCAAAGUUGAAUUUGGCUCCAAAAUGACAUCAUCAUGUGACGUUAAUACAAACAAUAUGCCAAUAAUAUAGGUAGGUAUAUAAAUGUAAAUACCAAAAAAAAAAAGCCUGCACUCAAACUCCCACUACUCUUGGGCGGCAGCAAUGACCGCAGUACACAUCAAUCCCAAUACAUGCAGUAAAAACCAAAGAAAAAAAAGUAGUGGGAGUUUAAGAGCAGGACUUGUUUUUUUUUCUAUUUCUAUUCACUUUUGUAUAACAGAGCUAUGUUACACCCAUCCCAUGUGUUCUUUGUCUCAUUAGAGAUAUAUUUGCCAGAAGCUCAAGGAAACAAGGUGAAAGGUUAGUGUAGGACCCACCUGAGAGGUUUGCCUUGACAUGGUAGAUGAGCUAAACUCUCAUGGCCAUUGGAGCAACUAAAUAACCUCCAUUUGUUUAAAUAUGCAUAGGGAUUUGGGAAGAGUGCAUGUAACUUUUCUUCUUAGGUAUAUAAAUGUGCUAGAAUUAUAGGAAGGUUUAAACAAGGGUUUUUACCUUAAUGCAGGGGUUCCCAAUUAAUCUUUCCUAUGAAACCCUUUGACACAGAGUAUCAACAUGGUGUAUCUGUGUUUGUAUGAGCCGGUGUGUAUCAAGGUGUAUAUAUCUGUGUUUGUGUGUGUAUCUCUGUGUCAGUGUGUGUGUGUGUGUGUGUUUGUGUAUGUAUAUAUAUGUAUCUGACACAGAUACACACUGGCACAUAGUGGCACACAGAUACACGCUGACAUACAGAUAGACACUUAGAUACACACUGACACACAUUUUAACUCACAAAAACACACACACUCAGAUACACACGGUGACAUAUACACACUGGCACAUACACACACUGACAUACUCAAAUACACACGCACUGACAUACACAUGCAAACACACUGAUACACACUGGCACACACAGUGACACAUACACAAACCUUGACACACACUGACACACGCAGACACACAUACUCUUUGACAGACACAGAUACAUUCUCACUGACAAACACACAUACUCACUGACAAGAACACAUACAUUCUCACUGACAAAAACAUACACUCUCACACACUCACUGACAAGCACACAUUCACUCUCACUGAUAUCAUAUUCCGGCUCCAGCAUCACUGCUGUGCGCGUGAGGGAGCUGAGCAGGGAGAUCACUGCUCACUGCUCCAUCACCGCCUGCGGCCAUUUUAUUUUUGAAACUUUUGGCACAACCCCAAUUAAGGAAAUGCUGCCUUAAUAUAAGGAAAGCUAGAUGCCUGAAACAUUGGGAUUUGACUAUCUCCUGCUCUAGGUCAGUAUGCCUGUGAAUAAAUUUGUUAUAUGGGUUUUGAGUUUGAGUACAUUAAACUAAACUGUGCUAUUUAUUGUACUUUGUUUUAUGACUUUUAUUGAUUCACUGUAUGAAUAAAAAUUAUUUUAUGUGCAAUAUAUUUUGGUGUGUUUUGGGUUUAUUUUUUACUAUGGUUUUGGACAGGGUGGGGGAUAUGGUUCUCAUUAAGCACCCAGCAUUUUCCUAACCACAUAAUUCACCAAAUUAACCAAUACUAGUUGAGCACUUAUUAUAAUUUUGUAUGCAAAACCAAGAGUUAUAACAUGGUUAAAAUUCAUCUAGAAGCAGUUCAGGUGACGCAAGACUUACGUAGCAUCACUAUCACAUAAUUAUUUAACGGGAAAUGUAGUCCGUCAUUGAUAGAUGGUACUUAGUACAAGCAGUCCUACUACUUCCUGGUAGGUUUAGCUCAGUGGAGCUAAACACAAGAGAUAGCAAUUGAUCAGAGCACCUGCCUUGGAAAGUCUUCUCAUUGAGCUGCAUUGGGAAGUCUAUAAUUGGACAGCCACAGAAGGUCUGAGCGGGGUUGGAAGGGCAAGACUUAAGACAUUUUCAGAUACGAGAACUGCAGCUUUUGCAAGCUGUUUUUAGUUAUAGCCCCAAUAAAAAAAUGCAUAAUUAAAUGCAUGGAUAUUUUCAUUGAGGUUAUCGCUACUAAGUAGUGUUUAUUUGUUUUGAAUGUGGGCAGUGAAGUGUCCCUUUAGCUAACUUACCUGAAGAUUUUAGAGACAUUAGUUUAUUAUUUAGCAGGAUAUCAUGUAGGUUUUUUUUAAUUAACCGAAUGCCUUUAUGGGUGUGGAAAUUGCAGGGAAUGUAGAAAUACAGGAAUGAAUAUGAUUUAUAAAAGGUUUUAACAAUCCACAGAAUAAGAGAGAAAUGUUACUAUUAAACAGCUAAUUACGUGUCACUCAAAAAAAAAAGUAAUAUAUUUAAUUUUAUGUACAUAUGGUUUGGGAUAUGUAAACAAAACAACCAGAUCCCUCAGAUUCCUGAGAACACGAGAGCAUAUACAUAACAUUAGGAAUAGUUUUGAAAAACAUAGCCUCUUGCUGUGAUAGUGAUCCUACCAAACUUCAAUUUAUGGGGAUAGGAUUUAGUUAAAAAGAUGGGACAAGAGAUGAAAUGGAUUUUUAAUUUCAAUUCCUUAGUACCAUUUGGUCUCAAUUGUGACUUUGACAUGCGUCCCUAUUUAUAAUGAUCAAUUUUUAAUAUAAAGCGUAUUUUUAGGAAGGGAUAUUGAUUCAUCAUCAUGAAAUACAUUACAAUGUUAUAUGUGUACAAAAUAUAUCACAUUUUUUUAUGAAAUAAUAAGUUAAUUCUGUGGAUAUGCUUUAGUUUAGGUGCUAGAGUUGUGACCAUUCCCUUUUUUUGUAUAUAUAAAAAUAUUUCCAAACUGUUUUACUAAUUAAUUUGAGGUUUUUAGUUUAAUUUUUUCCCUCUAUAUGAAUGUGGUUUAUUUGUAUGGUAAUAUGUACUUGUGAGAUGCUGAAGUAAUGAGUGCAGCAUUCUCCAUAACAUGUAUGAUAAUACACAGAAGACCUUUACCCUUAGUUGGUAGGUCUCUUACCAGUAUACAAAUUGGAGUAAUGGAUGAUACAGAAAUACAGUUUAGGAGGACAUAAUUUGCCCAUAAACAAGAUGACGGACUUGAAAGAGGAACUAAUGCGGUGUGGUCCACCGCGCCAUUUCUCGAAAUGAUAAAGGAUGCAGCAAGUGACAGCUAGCAGGUCAGAAAUCUCCCUUAUGCCGCAACCAGACGGCAGCAACCAAUGGGAUCCUGAACUGACAAGAGAAAAGGGGAGGAAGCAGAAUUAACCGGUUGAUAAAUCUCAUAAAGGGGGUUGGGGGGAAAUCAGAAGAAGGAUAGCCUAUGAACUAUCAACUGAGUAUCAUAUUGAGUACUUUAAUAAUUGAUUGUUUAUUAUUUUAAUUGGUUUUAACUGUUUAUUUGUUAAUACAUAUUCUGAAGUCCUGCAAGCUUUCUAAACUGGCUUCUUCUGCAAAGAAAGGUUGUGCCCUCUUGUUAAGGACAUCAUCUACUAUACUUAUAGCCAGGUCCCUUGAGAUACUAACUAGAGUGUAAUAGCUAUAGUAGUUAUACUGACACAAGUGUAGUGUGUAAUAGUUAUACAUAUAUUCACUACAUACACAGUCAACCAUCUAUCAUGCACACAGAGCACUUUUUGGAUUUGGAUUUAAAUAAGUAUUCUCCCCCCUCCUCCCCCCCUGUUUUCUCCCCACUACCACCACUGUGUCUCUUCCGAUCACUCAAGCUCCAUUCUGGUUUUAGCAACAAAUUUUCUGUGUGUGUGUACAUCUGUGAUUAUGUGUGUGUGUGUGUGUGACUGUGUAUAGGUCUGUAAUUGUAUGUGUGGGUCUGUGAUUGUGUGUAUAUUGGUGAUUGUGCGCAUAGGUCUGUGAUUGUAUGUGUGUCUUUGAUUAUGUGUGUAUAGGUUUGACAUUGUGUGUGUGUGUGUGUGUAUGCGAUUGUGUGUGUGUAUCUGUGGUUAUGUGUGCAUAUGCAUAUACGUGUGCAUGUGUUUAGUAGAUAGCUCCCUAAUUUGGUAUCCUUAAAUAUGACAAUCCCACAUAAAAAUAAGAAAUAAGGGAGUUAUCUACUAAACAAAAUUAAGAAAAGGGUUUUUGAAGUUUUAUAUAUAAAUUAAUUAUAUUAUAGAUUUUAUGUGUGGCCCAAGACAAUUCCACUGCGGUCAAUGCGGCCCAGGGAAGCCGAAAGGUUGGACACCAAGGAACUAGAUGUUUAUUGACUUUAUACCUUACUAUAAGGUAAUACAGCUUUACAAACUACAAAGAUCUUCCAAUACAAUUGUAUUGUUGAAUUUGUCUUGAUCAUAGGUCCACAAUACGUGUUAAUAUUUACUGAUAAAGAAAACUAUUUUUAGUACCAGGAAGCUCAAAAAUAUCCAACAAAUAUAAAACUGAUAAUUGCUGGAUAAUUUAUUCUCACAGCAAAUAUUGGUUUAAUUUUGCUGAUUUACAAUGUUCUCUCUUGGGUAAGAAGGUAAAAUAUUGACAUAAUGUUAGAACAGAUCUAUGAGCAGUAAGUACAAGCUUUGUUUUGGAUCAAAGAAAACUUUGAUAAUUUGUCUAUCUACACCUUCCAAAUUGAUUAAUUAAUGCGUGCACGCUUUCCCUAGAAGUAAUUCACACCGGAGACAAAGUUUCUGAUCAGUGAAAAACCAAGGAAUGCUUUAUUCCCCGGAGUGGGGGCUCCUUCUUAAAGCAAAAAUAUGUCACAGUUUAAACAUACAGUAUACAUUCAACAAUUGGUUAACAGUCUAAGGGGUCUUGUCUAACCCCCCUUUACAGGAUGUAGUGUCAUCAUUACAGACUUUUCCCGCCUAUAUUCCAGCUCCUGGAUACACGAUGGGAGGGGGAGUGAGUAGUUUCUUUCAGUUACUUUAACAGUGAUUCUCCAUUUUGUUACACGUGACAUAUAGCUGUUAACUGGCACAAAGGAAGUGGGGGAGGAGUAAGUAAAGGAAGCUGUUAACACAGGAAUUUUGGUUACACAAGGUUUGCUUGAUGGGGAGGAGGGAGGCUAGCAGGAUGAAGAAUUUACAUAGGAAACAUCAACGGAACACAUUGUAGGGGGGGAAGGGAAUAUUUACUCUAGCAGCCAGUUUUAACAUAGUGAACACAGAAUAAAUAGACAUUAGUAAAUAGCCAUUUUAUUUUAAUUCAUCUGUCCAUAACAGCUUGACAAUGUUCCUACCUGACCGAUAAAAACAUUGUUUCACUUAUGUUUGACUCAUUAUUUACCGUAUAUGACAUCUAUGCAAAUAUAUAUGACUCCAAAAACUUUUUAUUUUUUUAAACAAACUUAUUUGUAUUUAAUUAUUUCAUAUCAUACUAUGGAUGUGAAAUUUAUUUAUUUUUCCUCAGUUUUUUCCUUUUUGUUUUUCUGUAUUUCAAUUAUGAUCUUAAUACUGUUACUAAUACUAUUGAUAAAGUAUCUAUAUUGAAGAUCUUUUUGCAUUAUGUCAAUGCUCACAUAUCAUAUUAUCUAUACAUUACUGCUUGUUAAAACAAAAAAAAGUAUACAUGUUAUUUAUAUUAUUAUUAUUUAUAAACAAUUAAAAGCAUUUGAAAAGAACAGAUCUUGUCACAUUAUUGUAGAGCUCUCUAGGAAGAGCCAUGAAAUGGAGGUACCAGCAAGUAUACAAACAUCAGUCACAUACAAGUAUAGAGCUGUGUCAUACACAAUAAAGGAUACAAUAGCUAUACAUUCUACCUAGUGGCAGAAAGAAAACAGCUCAGCAUUGCUUUCUGUGGAUGUAAGCAUCAGCAAGAAACAUGGUAUAUAAAGGCCCCUCAUCGUGUGUGACCACACAGCUUGCUUGAGCAGAUCAUCUCUAAACUGAAAAUGGGGAAGGUCAGGUCAUAUUAAAAACCUCAUCUGCAGUAGAAACACAAUCCAUAUCCAAAUUACAUUUUAUAAAAUAUGAACAAUUGUUGUUUUAAAAGAGAUGUCUACCACAAAACAACUAGUGGGUUGACAUAAAUAGGUAACCAUAUAUUUUAAAAAAAAUUAUAUGAUAUAAGGAAAUAUAUUUGCAUACUAUUCUGCUAUUUUUUUUUUCAUGUUGCUUGUAAAUCUAAACUCACUUUUAUGUAAACUGAUGUACUUGGUAAACUGAGAAUGAAACAUAGUAUAAUUACACAGUUAAGGUAAGAAACUUAAAAAGUUACAAGGUGUGGAGAAAAUUUUUAAAUUUAGAGAAGUUAAUAUGUAAAUCUUGGUUUUAUAGUACAACACCUGAUUAACUAAAAUACUUUGUUCACUUCAAAGAACGCUGUUGUAAGGCUGGAAUUAUGACAAAAUGUUUCCCAAUUGAGAACAAACAGAAAUGGUGAAAAGUUCGGAAAGACACUUUGAUAUAGUUUUCUUAACUUGAUUGAAUUUUUUUUGUAUGACUUCUUUUAAAUUGCAUUUUCUUUAUUAAAGUGUGUUGAAUUACAUUUUGCACAUUACAUUAUCUUUCUAAUGAUAGAUAAAUUUAUGUUAAUAUUCUAAAAAGAAUUGUGUUAUAAGUCAUCAAACCUCAGAAAUACAAAUGUAGCAAUUUUGUAGCUAUUUUUGCAUUGUUGUACACUAAUAGAUGCCUGUUUCCUGUAUUUUGGCAUGCCCAAAUGUGUUUUCUAAUCUUAUUCCAUGGACAACAUUCGGCCAAGCCCAGCAACCUAUAAAGAAGCCUGGGACUCGUCAAAAAAAGAAAUUACAUUUCAGAAUAAUUUUUUUCCAAACGAAGAAUCACGCCGUGCACAAGUCUAAUGUCAACUUUUAAAUAAUUAAAAGGCACUGUAAUAAUAGGAUAAAUUAUCAGAAUAUCAUGUAAAAAAUAAACAAACAUAGGAAACAAAAUACUAAAUUUUAAUGUGCUAAAUGUUUCCUUCCACAGAUUAUUUUCUAUGAAGAUCGCAACUUUCAGGGCCACCAUUAUGAUUGUAGCUCUGAGUGUUCAGAUUUGACCAAAUAUUUUCAGAGUUGCAAUUCUAUCCGAGUGGAAACUGUAAACUGGAUCCUGUACGAGCACCCUCACCAUAGGGGACACCAGUAUUACCUUAGGAGGGGAGAAUAUUCUGAUUUCAAUCAAUGGAUGGGGUUCAAUGACUCCAUUAGAUCCUGUCGUAUUAGUCCACAGGUAUAUAUGUUUAUUAAAAAGCAGAUAAUGAAAGCGGGCACUUAAAAAUGCAUUUUAUUCUGCAAGUCAUAUAUUUAAGUUGGAAAAUAUAACUUUCUCUUUAGGAUAACAGUGUUACAUAUUUAAUACAAUAUAUCCUAAAUCACAAAGUCUUUAUUAAACCAUGAAAAACACAUUAGACAGUAUCAUGAUAACAAAACACAAGCUUAUUCUCUAAACAUGGGACAUGUGAAUCGCUGCUUUUGCAUCCAAAUUCUAUAAAAAGUUUAGGAUUUGGAAUAUUCACAAAGUAUCAGUUUUACUAAAAUUCUGAGCCAAAUGCAGCCAGUAAGAUGCACAUUUGUAAAAUGUUUUUCACUUGCUUUUUGCAUGCAAACAACAGUUUUAAGCACUAAUUGCUCACUGGCAUCGCUAGCAGGGUUAAUUAUAUGGCGGCUGGCCAGAGCUUGCUAGCAAGCUACCACAUUAAACAAGUUCAUUAAUAAAAGUAAGUCCUAUGGUGCAGAGGGGGGUUUCAGUAACUUAACUGAUUCAAACUGCGAUGUCCCUCGGUGAUGAUUCAGGCUCCGCCUCUACUCCUCCCAAAAAGUCGCCUAACAAUCCAGAAGUCCCUCUAGUGGCUGUCACUAGAGGUGAAGUGAAACCCGGCAGGUAAUUAUUGUAGUUUAUUAAAAACUGCAAUAAUUACCUUUGCAGGGUUAAGGGAUCUGGGAUAUUGCACCCAGACCACUUCAAUGAAGUUGCUUUGCAGGAUUAUGGUUUUUUAAUUGUCCUUUUUUCAGGCUGAUGAUAAGAAGAAUUACAAGAAAGAAGACUCCAUAUGGUAGUGUAUUUUUUUUCUUCAGAUGUAUUAGUCUCAAUGGGCACCCUCACUAUAAUUAGAGUGAGAGGGAGAAGGUAGUAUUCCCUUAACAUAAGAGGGUUGGCUAGGGGAUUGGGUAACACUAAUUACCUGGGAGCGAGAACAAUUACAAAUUUGGUGGGGGUGGACAAUGGCAUGUUCACAUCCCAUUAUUUAAGAAACCCCACCUAGUGAUUAUGACUGAGGGCUUGGAGGAGGAACAUUAUGUCCUCCCCAGAAUAUUAUUAUUUAGGACACUAUAUAUUUUCUGUUAUAUUAUAAUAGCCCCCAACUGCCACCUUUGGGUAGGGGUUGUGGGGGAUAUUAUAUAUCUGUAUAAAUGUAAUAACCCACAUCUGCUAACCAUGGAUGGGGACAUUAGAAUAUUCCCCCCUUUGUCUUUUAUUUAAUGGCCCCCACCCAUGUCCAAUGAAUGGGUGGAGGGCACAGGGAAACUAUGUGUCAGGGUAUAGCCUGGCAUGCAUUCCGCCGUAGGAACCCACUUCCGGGUUCACGGCGCUUAGCCCCGCCCCUUUUUUCUGACGUGGUCCUUCGACGAUACUUAGGAAGACCGCGCCAGAUUCAAAGGGCUGGAUUAUUUGCACAGGUGCCUGCAAAGUGAUCAGCUGCUCUACCUUGAUCCUGCCUGUAUCAGACCUCGGCUUGCUAAAACGGACUUCUACCUUCUCCACUUCCAUACCACGGCUUGCUAAAACGGACUUCUACCUUCUCCACUUCCAUACCACGGCUUGCUAAAACGGACUUCUACCUUCUCCACUCCUAGACCUCGGCUUGGUAAAACGGACUUCUACCUUCUCCACUCCUAGACCUCGGCUUGCUAAAACGGACUUCUAAUUUCUCCUCCAUUGGGUGUAAUUAACCCCUCCAGUUCCAGAACUGCCUUUUAAGUUAAGUAACUUUUUUCUCCAAACAAGCCACUUUCUGUUACUAAUAUUACACAGUAUCUAAAGGUUCUACUGUGUCAUUCUGUCAAGUUAUUCCUAUUAUUCAUAAGGGAUUGCUACUAAGGCUAAUUCUCCCUCCAAUAAUCAAAUUAUUACUAAUUGCAACUCUGUCCUGCUUCAUUAAUAAUUUUCUCAUAAAUUAUUUCUAAUGGGAAUUAAGUGGCUUGUGUAAAUCAUCAUUGACUUAUACUUCAAUCACAAUUAACAUCCUACAUGUGUAUUUAAAGAUACAGUAACCACUGUUUCAUAUCAGUAUAAAAGGAGGUGAAACUUAUAGUUACUGCAAUUAGAAAAUUCUGCAGUUGAGUUCCAAUUAAAAUAAGUAUUACACUAAGCAUUCCCUGUAAUAUUACUAACUCCAUCCUACAGGAUAAGGUAUUUCUAGUGACUGUGCAGUGACAGUGGCAAUAGUUGCUAAUUUUAACCAUUUAGAAAAUAUGCCUCCACCUGUGGAUGAAGGGGGAGCUUUUAUACCUUCCUUACAAUAAUAUGGGGAUCGUAUUGAGUCCAAAAACUAUAUAAACUUUUUAAAACAAUAUAAUGUAGUGGCUGGCUAACAAGCAGUGGCCAGCAACUACAUAAUUAACCCUCAUACUGCCUAGAGUUAUUUAAUUAUUUGCUUGCUGGCACUGCCGAGAGUUAUUUAGCUAUUUACUUGCCAGUGUACAAGUAUGGAUUUAAUGGACCCAGGCUCAGAUUUGAUGCAUUUGGAUCCAGUUUUCAAUUAUAAGGCAGCAUUCAAUCCGGCCAAAAUCUCGUGCAAAUGCAGACUUGUUCGGUGCACGUAUUGAAAAAUCUAGACAUUGUAAAAUAGUGUGAACAAUGUCUGAAUUGUGCAGUUUGAAUGACCCCAUAUGCAGCCGGAUGGUUUUGCCACAUUCAAUACGGGCCAUUUGGACUUUAGUGAAUAACCCUGUGUAAGUACGAUUUUGAUAUUUCAUAUCAAAUAAUGCACAUUAUUAUACAGCCACUAAUUGUUUAUGAAUUUGCUUUCCCUAAAGCACCAUGGUUCAUUCAGAGUGAAGAUCUAUGAUAGAGAAGAUUUCAAAGAUCAUAUGAUGGAGUUCACUGAAGACUGCCCCAAUGUCUAUGACAGAUUUUGUUACAAUGACAUUCACUCCUGCCAGAUACUUGAUGGCUACUGGAUGUUCUAUGAGGAACCUAACUACAGAGGCCGCCAGUAUUACCUGAGACCUGGAGAGUACAGAAGAUAUACUGACGGAUCCACCAUUUCUAAUAAACUGUAUAAAUGA